Podarcis lilfordi (Lilford's wall lizard) is the source of this 51325-nucleotide messenger RNA. The record is from the annotation of a GenBank genome assembly. NCBI's taxonomy places the organism in Eukaryota, Metazoa, Chordata, Lepidosauria, Squamata, Lacertidae.
AGAAAGCCAGCCAGCAAGCCAGAGGCAGCCGCGGCGGCGGAGGGGAGACGAAAGCGCAGGAGCCCCCCCCGCUGCAGCCGAGCAGAAGGAACCACUGCAGAGGAAAAGGGGGAAGGAGAAAGAAAAAAGGGAGGAGGAGAAAACCUUUAAAAAGAAAAAGAAAGAUCUAAUCUGUCACAUUCCAACAUUUUCAUGGAGAUCACAACCCCCCAGCAAGCAGAGGAGCACCGGGGCUCAAUUGACCGGAGACCCUCGCAUCAAAAUGGUACAGGAUCCGAUACUUCAUUUCUCUCUCUUUUUCUGCCUUAUUUCAUUAUUUAUUUGGGGGCGACACAGUUGCUCUCCUUGCAAACUUGCCCUUCGAUAGCUGCGAUUAUUCUGCCUCUCUCUCUCCCCAUCUGCCCACCCCCCGUUAGCAUUUUUCUUACUUCUGUGUGUCCACAUUGCAAAGCGCAGAUGUGCGUGCGUGCAAGCCAAGGUGGAUCAGAAGGGGGUAGGGCUCUUUUAAAAAUAUUAUUUUAUUUGCAUGCAUAAUUAUAUAUCUAUAUCUCCCCUGCAUCUAUAGGCUCUCUCCUUUUUUCUUUUCUUUUUUUGCAAGUGGGGGGCAGCCGAGAUGUGCAGAGAGAGAGAGAUGCUGGAAGAACGUACAAUAGCUGUCUUGUUGCAUGCGAAGAGUUAAAAUUCCUUCAUAGCUGGGCCGACGCUGUGGCGAUGGAUUAGCUCACCCCCCAAAUUGCAAUCGUUACAAGUUGACGGGGCUCCUUGCAGUCGUAUAUAGCCAUCGGAGGAAGCCUCGCCGGCUUGUUUUGCCUUUCUGGUGAACUCGGAGUGACAUUCGUGUUUAAAUGCAUUGUCUAGGAGCUUUCAGGCAAAGUGUGGCUUCCGAUGGGGUGGUGUCGGUUCAGGAAGAGAGAGAGAACCCCCCCCCCAUCUGCUUGGAGGUAUUGAAUUGCAAGAGGGUCGCUAUGGGAUUUGUGACAGUUUCCUCUUCCAGCCCCCCUUUUAUCUAGCAAGUCUGCUCAAGUUUGCAUUGGUUUCGAGGGGGGGAUUCCGCCCCCUCCCCCAUGCGACACUUCUCCCUUUUUUCCUUUUGCAGAAAUGAAGGUGUGUUUCUGCGCUGGAAAAGUGGGAGACCUUGCGUUUUGCAAUUGCGAGAAGGUGUCAGCUUAAAAGAGGGAGGGCUGGAGCCUUUUAAUACACACACACAGAGCUCAAGGGCAGGGACAAGAUCAGGAAUAUACAUUUUAUUGGAAGUGACACUAUCUGGAUGCUUGGGGUGAGGGGCGCUGAAAGGGUUAUUUGGCCACGAGAAGCCCUGGAUUGCAAGGAAGGCCUAUAGUUCUUCAGCAGUGCAGAUCUUCUCAAGGAAGAAAUCUUAACCAUGGGUACGAUCCGAAACCAAAAAGUUGUAUAUGGAUUUCUGGGUUUCGGUUGUGUGUGUGUAAGUUCUACAUCUGGUUUGCAAAUAGGGGUUGUGUUGUGGUUUUUUUUUUUGGUGUUCAAAAGCUGUAAUCCAAAACUCCCGAUCUUCAGUCUUUACAUAGUUUGGCCUACACCGUGGAGCUUGCUCCUCAUGCAAACGCUUGUUCGCUCAACAGUUGCAGCACUGUCAGGCUGGCUGGCAUGUGUGAACGGACCAUCGCAGGGCAGACAGAAUUCUUGGGUCGGCUGGUGUCACUCGAAAUAGCCUCAGUGGUUUAACCUCCUGAAUUCAGCUUUCUAAGGUGCUAAAGACACACCUUUUUCUGCCCUGGCCUCGUGACACUUUAGGUGUGUGUUUUCAGGACCUGUUCCCGCAGCUCUGAUUUGUUUUAGCUGGGUUUCAAACUGUUCCAACCUGCCCUGGGAUCCGCUGCGGAAGGAAUAAUGGGAAUAGGAAUAAUGGGUAGGAUUCGGCUAGCUAGUCCUGUCGGCAGAAACUCACAAAAAGGCUUCUGGUGAGCAGGGCUUCCCCUCCGCUAUGCGCCCCUGAAAUUGACUUGUGGGGGUAGAAAACAGCAUAUGGAGAGAGGACAGUGGUUCAAAUUCACUAGGCGCAUUUUGCACCUGGUGCGGGUGGCGCUGUGGGUUAAACCACACAGCCUAGGACUUGCCGAUCAGAAGGUCGGCGGUUUGAAUCCCCGUGACGGGGUGAGCUCCUGUUGCUCGGUCCCUGCUCCUGCCAACCUAGCAGUUCGAAAGCACAUCAAAGUGCAAGUAGAUAAAUAGGUACCACUCCGGCGGAAAGGUAAACGGCGUUUCCGUGUGCUGCUCUGGUUCGCCAGAAGUCGCUUAGUCAUGCUGGCCACAUGACCCGGCAGCUGUACGCCGGCUCCCUCGGCCAAUAAAGCAAGAUGAGCGCCGCAACCCCAGAGUCGGCCACGACUGGACCUAUCGGUCAGGGGUCCCUUUACCUUUACCUUUAUUGGCCACUUGCGACCAAGUGAAGGUACCUGGGAGACAGGAUGACACCUGAUGUCUCCACGCUCUGGAGGUGCAUGCCUGGGGAGCCCUGGAUCUUGGCUUCCCCCCCCCCACACACGAAUACCCCAUCCUGUAGAAUUCCAUCUGUUCUAUUUUAUCUGCACCAUCAGGAAUGAAUUCCAGGAACCGAAACACUUUUUCCGUGCAGCCUGAGUAGGAGCAGUGAACAGUGUUAUAGUUAAUUGCUGUGGCUUGUCUUCACCCCACUCACUGUUAACGAAUGGUUUGUGUCACCGUUAAGAAAAAGAGGCAGGAAUAGGCCAAUAUAUAUGUGGGCAGUUCCUGGGUAAAAGUGAUUUUUCUUCUUUUAAGUUCUCAAAGUUCUAAACCUGGCUCAGGGCUCUGAACUAGCCAGAUGUUUAACUGAGAAUCAAUCAGUCCAUCACUUGAAAAAUAAGACUUUAGAGCUGCCUUGCCCCAGAAUGGCAACUAGGCAUUCCAUGUUGGCAACCGUAACAUUGGUUUAAGGUAAACAGCUAAAGGAUGCCUGGACAGUUGAGUCCAGUAAAAGGCGACUAUGGGGUUGCGGUGCUCAUCUUGCCUUCAGGACGAGGGAGCCAGCGUUUUUCCACAGACAGCUUUCCGGGUCAUGUGGCCAGCAGGACUAAACCACUUCUGGCGCAGCGGAACACCGUGACAGAAACCAGAGCGCACGGAAACGUUGUUUACCUUCCCGCCGCAGCGGUACCUAUUUAUCUACUUGCACUGGCAUGCUUUCGAACUGCUAGGUUGGCAGGAGCUGGGACAGAGAGCGAGUGUGGUGUAGUGGUUAAGAGUGGUUGUCUCAUAAUCUGGUGAACCGGGUUCGUGUCUCCGCUCCUCCACAUGCAGCUGCUGGGUGACCUUGGGCUAGUCACACUUCUCUGAAGUCUGUCAGCCCCACUCACCUCACAGAGUGUUUGUUGUGGGGGAGGAAGGGAAAGGAGAAUGUUAGCCACUUUGAGACUCCUUCGGGUAGUGAUAAAGCGGGAUAUCAAAUCCAAACUCUUCUUCUUCUUCAAUGGGAGCUCACCCCGUCAUGGGGAUUCGAACCACCGACCUUCCGAUCAGCAAGCCCAAGAGGUUCAGUGGUUUAGACCGCAGAGCCACCUUUGUCCCGUAGCUUAUAUAUCUGAGUUUCUAACACUGGGAGGAGAUGAGGGAUUGUUUUGUCUAGAUGGAAACAGCAGCAUAAUGUGACAUUGCAUUUUUUUUUUAUUAUUAUUAUUAUUAUUAUUAUUGGUGCUUGUGAAUCACCCUGUAGAGCAGGGGUGAGAAUCUCAGGCACAGGGGCCGACCCUCGACACUCUGCCUGGGUUCUGCUUCGUCUCCCAAGCUGUGUCCUUGAAGUCGGAUAAUGCCUGUUGCUUGUUUGGACGGGAGGUGAAAGAGAUGUGUAAAAUAACUUCUUGUUUAGUCGUGUCCGACUCUUCGUGACCCCCUGGACCAGAGCACGCCAGGCACUCCUGUCUUCCACUGCCUCCCGUGGUUUGGUCAAACUCAUGCUGGUAGCUUCGAGAACACUGUCCCACCAUCUUGUCUUCUGUCAUCCCCUUCUCCUUGUGCCUUCCAUCUUUCCCAACAUCAGGGUCUUUUCCAGGGAGUCUUCUCUUCUCAUGAGGUGGCCAAAGUAUUGGAGCCUCAGCUUCAGGAUCUGUCCUUCCAGUGAGCACUCAGGCACGCUGAUUUCCUUGAGAAUGGAUAGGUUUGAUCUUCUUGCAGUCCAUGGGACUCUCAAGAGUCUCCUCCAGCACCAGAAUUCACAAGCAUCCAUUCUUCGGCGAUCAGCCUUCUUUAUGGUCCAGCUCUCACUUCCAUACAUCACUACUGGGAAAACCAUAGCUUUUACUGUACGGACCUUUGUCGGCAAGGUGAUGUCUCUGCUUUUUAAGAUGCUGUCUAGGUGAAAUAACUAGCUUACUGUGAAAAAGGUAAAUUUUACAUUUGCUGCCCCACCCAUUUCUGCCUCUGGCCCUGCCCACCACUGCCGUGUGGCCCUUGAAACAUUGCCUGGGUAGGAAUGUGGGCCUCUGGCUGAAACAGGAUCCCCACACAUGCUGUAGAAUCAUGGAUCCGGGAAGUAUCUCAGUGUCUAUACAUGAUUGAACUUUCCUUGGCUAUGAGAUGAAACCUCCCUCUGCAGAGAUAGUAUAUCUUUGAAUAUAUGGAGGUGCUGGAGGCCAAACAACAGGGAAAUUUUCUUGACGUCUUGCCUGGCUUCAACACUGGCAUCCAAAAAACUGGGGGGUGGCCAGGGCCCCUGUGCCUGUACUCACUUUGGGAUUGAAUCCAACAGGUGAAACCUUUCUGGGCUUGGAGAGUUAGUGAUGGGAAAGAUCUCCACCUGUUAGGUCCAUGCCUGACACACCGUGGUUAACAGGAAAUAUGUCAGGAAAACAGGUGGCAUCCCCACCUGGUUUCAGUAACACAGAAAACAAGGGUUGUCUAUGCAGCAUUAAGAUUUGGAAAAAAAUAGUGGUUAUAGUGGAUAACAGUCUUAGCGCGACUCAGCUGUGGUUUUUCAGGGGGAAACUGAUUGAAGCUGUGGUAGGUCAUAUUGUGUGGGUGCUGACCUUUAGAACCCUAAACGGCCUCGGCCCUAUAUACCUGAAGGAGCGUCUCCACCCCCAUCGUUCAGCCCGGACACUGAGGUCCAGCUCCGAGGACCUUUUGGCAGUUCCCUCACUGCAAGAAGUGAAGUUACAGGGAACCAGGCAGAGGGCCUUCUCGGUAGUGGCACCCAUUCUGUGGAAUGCCCUCCCAUCAGCUGUCAAGGGGAUAAAUAAUUAUACAACUUUUAGAAGACAUCUUAAGGCAGCCCUGUACGUGGAAGUUUUUAAUGUUUGAUGUUUUAUUUCUGGCCUAGAAGAUAAAACCUGUAAGGAAGGUCUGAAAGAUCAGGGAAGAAGGAAGAUUGGGCUGGCGACAAAGCUUAUCCAUCACAUUUGCCUAGGAUAGGAAAAGCAGUAGAUAUAAACAAGACCUGGGCAUUUCUCCCUCUCCAGCGCUUAACUUUGCUCUGCCUCUAUUCAGCUAGGUUUUUAGGAAGACUAGGGCAUCUCCUUCUCUUCAAGCCGCUAUUGGACAGACAUCUGUUGUGGAUGCUUUAUGGGCCUUGACUUGGAAGAGAUGAGGACUAUUCGUAUUGGGAUGGAACCCCCAUGGACACUAAUGGAAAAUUUCCUCCCAGUGUAAAUAAGUUCGGAUGAGGGAUUUUCUUCAGCACCGCAGCAGGAGAAGGAAUUGCUUUUAAAACCCCCUUCUGACUGCUGGGGUCCCAAUAAUUAUCAGGGCCCCCAUCCCAAUCUGAUGCUAUUCACAGUUUUUUUUUAAUGUGCACAUUCAAUCCAUUUGUAAAAUUGUAAAAUGGAUCCUCUGUAUAGGAGGUGCAACAGUUGUGAGGGAAAAUCAGCCUAAAGAAAUAAGAUUUAAGACCCUAAAUGGCCUGGGACCAAGAUGCCUCGGCGGAGUCUCAGAUGUAGCUGGACUCCAGCCAGGACGGCCAGGGACAAUGAGAGUUAUAGUCCAACGUCAUCUUGGAGGACCAUGUCUAGGUUCUAAAAAGAACCCCCACCUUGGAAAGACCACUUAAGUCCUGAGUGUAAAUUACUUAACCGCAUCACUGAUUUUCAGAUCUGGGCCAUGAGCAGCAGUCUGAGGUGAGCCAGGAACGAAGACCCAUUCAACAAGUCACUAGUCAGGAGCAAGGAUAUAGAACCACAUCAGAGUUCAGGAAGAGGUAGCUUCUCAGGACCUUCAGGCCCUGGGCUGAUUCCACCCACCCAGGCUGGCAUCAGCCCAGGAUCUGAAGGUCCUGAGAAGCUACCUCUUGUCAUUCAGUGGUUUGUCAUGUAGGGUAGUUGUCCACAAAUCCUAGUAGCUCAUGGCAAGUGUGUAUAUAUGCAUGUAAAAGUAUAGCAUGUGGGGGAAGAGCCUCAGGGAUAAAUCUGGUCCUCUGGGUUUCUCUGGCCUCUGGGCAUGUCCACACACCAUGUUGUUUGCCCUCCUUGAGUGCCUUGGUCUGGCUAGGAUGAGUCCUUCAACUGUGAUCAUGGCUCUUCCUUGCUAGGAUAGAGAUCUGCGUAGGAACCACCAAUAUGUGUGGCUAGAAAAGUUACCUACUGAGCAAAGGUUAGAGUUCCAUGCAUUGCUGUGCCCACUUUCAUCUCUACCUGGGCCUACUGUAGACAUGUGGCCCUUGGAAGUUUGCCUGUAAAAGGAUGAGGCCCUCAAGGUAGAUUCCCCACCCCUGAAUCCAGCAAGCAAGUACUUGUGUUGUAGAGGCCUGGUCAUCAGAGAGCCAAGAUCGGCUGCCGUUCCCCGUUGAAUGCACACCCAAUGGCGAAUCCAGGUUAUGUGACGCACCCAUUUAGGUCUCAUUCGGAGAGUUUGAUUAGACUGAAUCCCCAAGUCCUUUUUGUGGUCAAAAUGGCACAUGUUUAUUGGGCUGUGUGGGAAUUUGAGCAUAUAAAUCAAGGGCCUUCAAAACUAUGGCUGUGGAAGACUUCUCAUCAUCCCAUGCUCUUUUGGGUCACUGCAGAAGUUGGUUUUGGGUGUCCAUAGAAGGAGAACAAAAGAUUGGCAAUGUUUAGGUUUUAUUGGUAGGGAGGCUGCUUCUCAUCCCUGUUUCAUUGAGCGUCCGUUGCUCAAAAAGCAAGACUUCGCCAAUACUGGCUUGCUUCUUCAUUAAGCCUGAUGUGGAGUAAUGUGGUAUUUUAUUUCCUGGCUUUGUUGUUGUUGUUGUUUUUGUGGGGUGCAGUUGCUUCUUGGCUAGCAAAUAGAGGGGUAUUUUUGGCCCUGGCAAAAAGGCUUCCCUCUUUCGGUUUUUACUUUUUCCUUUUGGUAUGUCGAUGUCAAAAGGUGCCAAAUGUGUUUGUCCAUUCAGAGCGGGAGUCAAGCAUUGCAGGAAACAUGUCUGUCCAUUGGGCUGGCUGUUUCAUAUCCCCCAUCCUUUCCAGGUCAGAUCUGAUUGGCUGCCCUAUAUCAUGAUGUCAUCCUGUCCACUAAGUGAUCCCUGUUUGGCUUAGGAGCACUGUCCCGAGGAGGACGGCCAUCCCACUUUUUAAAAGCUGCCGAACCCCUGGCCAGUCAAAGAAAGAGCAGGCAGCGGAUGAUGGAUUUGGGGGAGCAUCUCUUCAAUGUCUCUCCGCCCCCCCACCAAAAUCUCACAGGUCUCCAAAUGAGUGAACACUAAUGCAACCUACUAACACUAAUGCAACCUACUAAAAAAUGCCAACAAAAAGCAUUUGGUCAACAUCAAACAAUUACUUGCUUCAUUGUGGGCGCCAGCUAUAACCAACAGAGCAUUUAUGCUGAAUCUCACAUUUAAUUUUAGCAAUAAAGGAGUUCUGUACUCUGUGGAACGAGGCAUUAAGCUAUGGCUGCCUUCUCCCUUUUACUUGGAAGAUAGAGAAAAUGUGAUUGUCUUGCUUCGCAAUCACGUAGUGCUCAAAGCAGAGCCCAGACUUGAUCUAGUAAUCUUUGCACCUGCCCUGUUAGGUUCGUAUUGUCCCUGUAUCGACUUCCUCGAUCCACAACCCCUUCUUUCCCAUGCCACCCCCAGAUUUAUUUUUUACAGGUUUGACCAGAGCGCGUAUACCCCUUUGCGACUCUUGCUAGGACUGGAGGGCACAAGGCCGUGGGCAGAAGUGGCAAGGGGAGCUCCAGUAGAGCCAUUGCAGAUGCACGAGCUCAUCAAGGGAGGAUGGCGGCUGCCUGCAUGGUAGAGACAGUGUGGCCUAGUGGUGAGAGCAUUGCACUAAGAUCUGGGAGAUUUAAGGGUUUGAACCAUAGCUGUCAAGUGUCCCUUAUUUGAAGGGACAGUCCCUUAUUCCAGCGCCAUGUCCCGCUGCUGUCCCUUAUUGAUGGAUGUCCCUUAAAUGUCCCUUAAAUGAUGUCCCUUAAAUUUCAAAGGAAGCAGCUCCUCUCCCUCCCUCUCUGCCGGCCAGGGAGGAGGGAGGCUCCAACUGUGUUGCUUGGCUGCGUUGCUCACCCAAUAAGAAGUCUAAGAAUGACUGGGGGGUGGAGCUUGCAUGCCUUGUGUGUGGCUAGUUAAUGCAAGCUGAGGGGUUUUUUGAAUGCUGGACGCCAUUUUGUUGCACGUGCUGCUGCAUACUUUGCAGUGCAAAGCCAGGCCGGAGAGCCAUCUUAAGUUGAGGCUGCAUAGGCCUUGUGGUGCAUGUGAUUCAGAUUCUUUUCAGUUGAACCUCUGGUUACAAAGUUGGUUGGACAGUGUUCUUGAAGCUACCCAGCAUGAGUUUGACCAGACUGCAGGAGGACAGGAAGACUGGAGUGCCUGGAACAGGUGAGGCUGCAGGUCCCUUAUUUUGGCUCCUGGUCCCUUAUUUUCAAGGCUGCUGGUCCCUUAUUUUCAAAUCUGUAAGUUGACAGCUAUGGUUUGAACCUCUACUGGGCCACAAAGCUCACUGCCUCUCAGCCUAAGCUGUUGUGUUGUUGUGGUUGAUGAUGAUGAUUUAUUACGGUCGGAGACCAGCUUAUAAAACACACUUGGGGUUACAAUCCCAGAAGGAAAACAAACAUUGAAAACGAUGUACAAUAAUAAAUUUAAAAUUUAUAAAUGUGAUAAUCAUAUGGACACUUAAAACUUUAAGAUAAGCUACCGCAGAGAGAUGACCCAGAGUCACCCAUGGAACUGAGUUUGGGGAUUUUCUUAACGAACUAAUUUGAUUGUGUUGAUUAAAUGAGGAGCAAGAGAGCCGUCUCUGCCUCCUUCAGAGAAAAGGUAAAGGUAAAGGGACCGCUGACCAUUAGGUCCAGUCGUGAACGACUCUGGGGUUGCGGCGCUCAUCUCGCUUUCUUGGCCGAGGGAGCUGGCAUACAGCUUCCGGGUCAUGUGGCCAGCAUGACUAAGCCACUUCUGGAGAGCCAGAGCAGCGCACGGAAACGACAUUUACCUUCCCACCAGAGCGGUACCUAUUUAUCUACUUGCACUUUGACGUGCUUUUGAACUGCUAGGUUGGCAGGAGCAGGGACUGAGCAACAGGAGCUCACCCCGUCGCGGGGAUUCGAACCGCCGACCUUCUGAUCGGCAAGUCCUAGGCUCUGUGGUUUAACCCACAGCGCCACCCGCGUCCCCUGAGAAAAGUUGGGAUGCCAUAAAUAAACAGCCUGUGUGUUUGCAAUUGUGCCACCACAUGGAGACCAGCUCUGCAACAAGUUAUAGAGGCGACUGGUGCAGAGAUGCAUUUAAGAACACUGUGUGUGUGUGUGUGUGUGUGUGUGCUGUACAGCCGCUGGAGUUGCUGCGCUUCUGCAUAUUCCAUCCCAUUCCCAGUCAAGUGACAGCUUUGUGUUUGCACUGGGAUUUUCUCUUCCCAAGGCAGGCAAGCUUACAGUGUAGAGUUCUGUGUUCUUCAAGGUCCCCAGCAGUUACUGGACUACAACUCCCAUCAUCCCCAGCCAGCUUACCCAGUGGCCAAGGGGAUGAUGGGAACUGUAGUCCAACAACAUCUGGGGGACCCAAGGCUCACCCAGACAGUCUCUGUCCCUUCCUUCACAAAGGGGAAGGUGCUAAGUUAGGCACUUGGACCAGAGGUCUCUCGGGGGGGGGGGGGAGCUAAAAAGUUACUCUGUGCAUGCUCUGAUGCGCUCAACCCCGGGGUCCCAUAACUUUUGAUAACAAACGGUGAUCAUCCUGGGUGUUCUCCUCUGAGCAACCUGUUCCCCACCAGUCAUGCUGAUAGGCUUCUUUCCAGCUGCCACUCAGAUCUAACUUUGGCAAACAACAGAUAAUAUUGUAGGUGUGUUUCUGCACUGUACCAUUCCCAAGUUCCAAGUGCUGUUGAGCAAUUCCAUGUGGGAAGGAGGUCCCCGUGUGCAGAAAGCCAGCAUGUCAGGGAAAAGCCUGGGCUAACCCCUUCUUCCAAAUACGCUUCUCCCCCCCCCCCAAUUUUUUUUAUUAAUUUUCACAAAAUUAUAAACAAACAAACAUAAAUCAUAAUCUUAUUAAAAAUUAUACUUAUUAACAUUGUUAAGUGACUUCCUCGCUUCCCCUUGGUUGAAUUUCCAUGUAUAUCCAUUUAACGGUUUUCCAACUCACAGUUCUUAUAAAAUUUAACUUAAGCGUUAACACCUUUAAAUCUUUUCAUUUUAAAAUUAUACAAAUUGAUUUGUCACUUAGCUUAAAUAAAAUCCUAAGCCAAUUAGUUAUCUGCAAGUUAUUUCCAACAGAUACACUUCUUUUCUAUGCUCAGGAAUUAUUAUUUUUUUUGCAUUUGGCCGUGGGAACUAUCUAACCUGGUGGUUUAGAAACAGGUCUGUUACUUCACCUGCUGUUUGUGAGAAGCAGGCCUUCGUGGUUGUAUCUUGCACACACAGACACACACAUCCCUACUGAGGUCCCAGCUGCUGCUGGUGGAGUGGUAGAAAUUGCACCCUUCUUCCAGAGUAGCAGUCACGCUGGAGACCUCUUUUCAGGCUAAAGAAAAAGGGGGGGAAAUGGUUUGCUGUGCCUCUGGACUCUGCAUCUUUUGCAAAUGUUCCUUCCAGCCUCCAGCGCAGGCCUCACAUUCCUAGCAUAACCUUGGCACUCGCAUCAAGCUGGUGGGAGCCUUUGGCGUUCAAGGCUGGGCCCCGUGAGGCUAACAUGCUUUUCAGGGCGAACCGUGGGAUUAACGGCACUUGAAGAAUGCAAGCGGGCCUUUCUCUUGCGGUUCUGCCUGUGUGUGCGUGGCGACGAGCAAAAGCCCUGUUAUGUAAAAAGGGAAUUUAUUUAUAUAUUUUUUUAAAGUAAUCUGGGCUCUCUAGGAAAGCUGUUCCGGAUGGCAGAACCCAGAUCCACCGAUCUCACGAUGAUGGUGCAAAGCUCUCCUCGCUCUCUGCUUCUCUCUCUCUCUCUCCCCUGAUCCUCCUGCUCUUUUAAUAAAAGUGUGCCAUUAUGCGAUUGCGAGAGACGUGGCAUUGUGCCCUUAAUAACGCAGCUAGUAAUUUGAGCACUUUUCUGGAAAUGGCAGUCAAGUGCCAGGCUUUUGAAGGAGGGGAGGGCAAUCAUCGUUUUGCUCGAAUUAGCAUGGCGCUGAGCUCGGGAGCGUGAGAGAUUGCCGCUGUCAGGGAUGGGCUAAGGAGAGCCCAAAGCAUGAGUUGCCCUGCAAAGGAACAUGGCUAGGGAGCCCUUGGCUCAAGGCAUCGUGCAGAAAGGGGGCUGCCCAAAAUUGAUUUGCUGGAGCAGUGGCUUCUUCCUGGAGAGAGCAAAAGGCAAGCUGGAAGGGAAACCUAAACUACUCUGGUUCCUUUUGGAUGGACCCUUAUAAGUUUUGGGCUCUUGCAUACACACUGUACAUUAAAAACCCGUUCCCAGCCUCCCCCUGAAUUCUGGGGUGCUCAUGUGCUCAGGUGGCCCGGAGUGCCUUCCAUCACCUUCGGCUGGUAGCCCAACUGCAUCCUUACCUUGCCAGGGACAGCCUAAUUACUUUUGUCUAAGGUAAAGGUAAAGGUACCCCUGACCGUUAAGUCCAGUCGUGGACGACUCUGGGGUUGCGGCGCUCAUCUCGCUCUAUAGGCCGAGGGAGCCGGCGUACAGCUUCCAGGUCAUGUGGCCAGCAUGACUAAGCCGCUUCUGGCGAACCAGAGCAGUGCACGGAAACGCCGUUUACCUUCCCGCUGGAGCAGUACCUAUUUAUCUACUUGCACUUUGACGUGCUUUUGAACUGCGAGGUUGGCAGGAGCAGGGACCGAGCAACGGACGCUCACCCCGUCGCAGGGAUUCGAACCGCCAACCUUCCGAUCGGCAAGCCCUAGGCUCUGUGGUUUAACCCACAGCGCCACCCAUGUCCCUGUUGUCUAUGCUCUGGUAAACUCCUGGUUAAAUCACUGCAAUGUGUUAUAUGUAGGGCUGCCUCUGAAGACAGUUCGGAAACUUCAGCUAGUCCAGAAAUCAGCGGCUAGGUUGCUCACGCUUACCAGGGCAAGAGAGUUUGAGUAUAUAACGCCGAUCCUGGUCCAACUGCAUUGCCUACCAAUUAGUUUCUGGGCCCAAUUCAAAGUCCUGGUUUUGACCUAUAAAGCCUUAAACGACUCAGGAUCGCAAUGCCUCAAGAACCGCCUCUUUCCAUAUGAACCUACCUGGACCCUGAGAUCAUCUUCUGAGGCCCUUCUUCAUGUGCCUCCACCACGAGAGGUCUGGACCGGGGCAGUAACACAAGAAUGGGCCUUUUCUUUCUUUCUUUCUUUCUUUCUUUCUUUCUUUCUUUCUUUCUUUCUUUCUUUCUUUCUUCUUUUUUUAAAAGUAAUUUUUAUUUUGCUUUAAACAAAUACAGAUAAACCAAAAUUACAAAAGAAAAAUCCUUAAAAUAAUGGAAAAGGCUAAAAAAACUACAAAAAAUACCAAAGUACAUGGCAUAGAACAUAAGCCAUUAUAGGAAAGAAAAAAAGUAAAAAAGGAGAGGAAGGAAGAAAAAAGGUGGGGGGAUGCAGUGAAAUGCUCUCCCUGGAAAAGUUCAUCUGACGCCUUCAUUAUACACCUUUAGGCGCCAGGCAAAAUGUUCCUUUCCAACCAGGCCUUUGGCUGAUUGACGUCCGAUGCCCUUUUAAAUGUAUUGUGGAAGGAGAGGGUUAUUGGGUCGUUUCUGUUUUUGUUAUGUAUUUUGUGUUUCGUUAUAUUGCAGUUUUAUGUUGUGAACCACCCCGAGAUCUAUGGGUAUUGGGUGGUAUAUACAAAUGUUAAUAAUAAUAAUAAUAAUAAUAAUAAUUAAUACUGGGGUCAUCUUGUGAUCUUUCAAGGCCUAGUGGGAAUUUGAAACCCAGUGUCCUGUGUCCAUUCCUUUGCUCCAGUCGCUAUAUCACACUGACUCUCAAGGGAAAUGUACUCUGUGCAAGCUCAGAGGCAUGGCUUCAUUAAAAAAAUUGAGCUAAGCUACUAAGGAACUCUGCCCCCGUGGUGAGGGAACUUUUAAAACCCAGAGGCGGCAACUCUUAUUUGUAGCUUCUUGGUUGCCCAGCUGACUUCUCCGAUGAGAAAAACAGGAGUUUGGGCCGUGCUGUGACUGAGCUGAUAAGGUUUUGUUUGAACGAUCCCGGCUUGUCAUGCCGUACAUCUGCGGCAACAGGAUACAAGGCAAACCCUCUUUCCCUGUGAACUCAAUGUGUCAAAACAUUAGUCGUUCUUCAAAUGUUUUUCAUUGAAUGCUUCGCUGCGAUUUCCCCCACAGCUCUGAAGGAUGAAGGCUUUGUCACUUUUACGUUUGCUUGUCUGCAUGGAAAAAAAAAAUGAUGUCGGGUUUUUUUGUUUUCUUCCCAGUUCUUUCCCCUGUUAGUUGGCAUCUCUCUUUUCUAAUCUAGACCACAAGUCACCCAGUAAAGGGAAACUAGACUUAAAAACUUGAGCUAGUAUUCUGCAGUGACAAAAGUGUUGGGCUUGAGCCGGGAAGAGCCGAGUUCGAAUUCUCAGUUGGCCAAGAGUUGAUUACUGAUGCUGGGUCUGUUCAGAUGUUAUGCCUGCCUGGUUUGAUGUUUCACAAACAGGCCCUGAGGAGUUUCAGCCUUGUAUAUAUACUGCCUCCUCCUUCAGCUCAGGAGACACAGUUCUGGACUUCUGACUUCCGUUUGUGGCAACCUGGUUUCCAGGUACGUCCGAAUGGGCAAACGACGCUUUGCCCUUGCCUACAGUUUUGCGGUGUGUGGUUGCACCCAACUCCAAAAUAGCGGAAGCACCUAGAGCAGCCUUUCUCAACUUGUGGGUCCCCAGAUGUUGUUGAACUACAACUCCCAUCACCCCUAGCUAGCAAGGCCAGAGCUCAGGGAUGAUGGGAGUUGUAGUCCAACAACAUCUGGGGACCCACAGGUUGAGAACCGCUGACCUAGAGGAAGGGGAACAGACAGACUCCUUGGGGCUGGUUCACAUAACACUAAACCAUGGUUUGCAAUUGUGUCUCAUUUCCGCCUCCUGGAAAUGUGUCCUUGAACUCUGGCGACGCCUCUUGUCAGCAAGGGGUGUGGCCUGAGGAGGGUUAUGAGGGCCAGGCAGAGGGUCCUGAGGACCACAUUUGGCCCCAGACCCUGAGUCUCCCCAUCUCUGGUUCGCAGCUACCUAUUACGUGGAGAAGGCGGUUGCAAUCUGAGGCUUUUUUUUUGUCGGCUACCUCCUUUUUUGGAGGUCCCGAGCCUCAAGGAGGUUAGAUUGGUCUCAACUAGGGCCAGGGCCUUUUCAGCACUGGCCCCGACGUGGUGGAGCACUCUGUCACAAGAGACUAGGGUCCUGCGGGACUUGACAUCUUUCCGCAGGGCCUGCAAGACAGAGCUGUUCCACCUGGCCUUUGGUUUGGACUCGGUCUGACCUUUAUGUUUCCUUCCCCUUAUGGUCUUGAUGAGGCUGCAUUUUAAAUUGUAUUUUAACCUGUAUUUUAAAUUUGGUCCCCCCUCUCUUUUUCCCUUAUUAUGUUUUAACUGUGAUUUUAUUGGUGUUAGCCGCCCUGAGCCCGACUCCGGCUGGGGAGGGUGGGGUAUAAAUAAAAAUUAUUAUUAUUAUUAUUAUUUUCUCCAUCCUGUCUUGUUCUGUCCUCCAUCUGGUUUCCCCCCCCCCUUCCUUUUUCGCUCCUGCCAUGCCCCCCCUUUAAAAAGAAAAAGAAAAAAAAGCCCCCCAAGCACUUUGCACAUAGUGAACUCGCUGUAACCCCUCAUGCAUCUCCCCCUCGUAAAACUCUGUUGACGGAGACGGGAUGAGGCCGGCCAGCCUGCCUCAAAAAUCUCUUCGCGCUGACCUUCACUCGGCCUCGCUGGAGAGCCUGGACCGCAGCCGACCCUGGAUAAGCAAGGCUGGCUGCUCUCCCUCGCAGGCCCCUCCAAGGCCUCUGGGUUUUGGGGGGACGCCAAGAGGAGAGCUGCAGGCCUCCGGUGUCUUCCUUCGAAGCUGGUGGGCCGCUGAAAGGGAGAGUUUUGCAGAGUGCAUAAAAGCGAGGUGCCCUUGGAAAGGUUGCGGCCCCUUGUUGUUGUUGUUUAGUCGUUUAGUCGUGUCCGACUCUUCGUGACCCCCUGGACCAGAGCACGCCAGGCACUCCUGUCUUCCACUGCCUCCCGCAGUUUGGUCAAACUCAUGCUGGUAGCUUUGAGAACACUAUCCAACCAUCUCGUCUUCUGUCGUCCCCUUCUCCUUGUGCCCUCCAUCUUUCCCAGCAUCAGGGUCUUUUCCAGGGAGUCUUCUCUUCUCAUGAGGUGGCCAAAGUAUUGGAGCCUCAGCUUCAGGAUCUGUCCUUCCAGUGAGCACUCAGGCACGCUGAUUUCCUUAAGGAUGGAUAGGUUUGAUCUUCUUGCAGUCCAUGGGACUCUCAAGAGUCUCCUCCAGCACCAGAAUUCACAAGCAUCCAUUCUUUGGCGAUCAGCCUUCUUGCUGGUCCAGCUCUCACUUCCAUACAUCACUACUGGGAAAACAAUAGCUUUAACUAUAUGAACCUUUGUCGGCAAGGUGAUGUCUCUGCUUUUUAAGAUGCUCUCUAGGUUUGUCAUUGCUUUUCUCCCAAGAAGCAGGCGUUUUUUAGGUUCCCUUUUAAAGGAGAGCCUUCUGCCUUCCCUGGAUCAGUUCCGGCAAUACGUUGGGAGUAAGGUGGGCAGCCUGCGUGGCCCUGUUGGGUGGGUGGGCAGCCCAACAUGUCUGUUUCCGCUCCUUAUUUUUGCAGUCCAAAGUUCAGUUCUCCACAUUUGCAUAUCUAACGGCUCACGAAAAGCCGUCGGCCUUUUAGUGCGGAAUUCUCCUAGCAGACACAUGCCGGUAUGCCAUUUGGCAUAAUGAACCAUUUACAGUCGUAAAGGUAAAGAGACCCCUGACCAGUUGUGGCCGACUCUGGGGUUGCGGCGCUCAUCUCGCUUUAUUGGCCGAGGGAGCUGGCAUACAGUUUCCGGGUCAUGUGGCCAGCAUGACUAAGCUGCUUCUGGCGAACCAGAGCAGCGCACAGAAACGCCGUUUACCUUCCCGCCAGAGCGAUACCUAUUUAUCUACUUGCACUUUGACGUGCUUUCGAACUGCUAGGUUGGCAGGAGCUGGGACCGAGCAACGGGAGCUCACCCCGUCACGACCUUCUGAUCGGCAAGACCUAGGCUCUGUGGUUUAACCCACAGUGUCACCCGCAUUAGGUCCCCUUUUAAAGGAGGUCCCCUUAUGCGUUCGUACCCAUAAGUUGCAUUAUUUGGAGCUCUGUAUUCUGAGUUCUCACUGGCAUCCAGCAUGGAAAUCUGCUUCGUGAGAAUCUCAGCUUGUGCCUUUUUAAAAUGAGUCUGGUUCUCUUGGCCAGAAUGCCUGCCAGCAGUACUGACUGGAGGAAUCUCAGAAGUUUAUGUGUAUGUGUGAUUACUAGAUUUCCAAGAAUCGGGUUGUGGGGGAGGGGAGGGAGAGAUUUCACUGCCCUCCAAAGUUCUCUGUCAUUUUCUGAACCUGGCAAAAUAAUGUGUAAUCGGUACAUGUAUCUGAAGAAGUGUGCAUGCAGGCGAAAGCUCCUACCAAUAACAAACUUAGUUGGUCUCUAAGGUGCUACUGGAAGGAAUUUUUUUAUUUAUUUAUUUUUUUUUAAAUGAUAUUUAUUAAAAUUUCAGAGAAAAAAAGAAUUACACAAAAACAAAAAGUAAAAAUACCAGAAAAAUACAAAAUACAGAAUAAAAGAAUAAAAGACACUUAAAAAGAAAAAAAAAGAAAAAUGGGUCAAUCUUUCCUUAGCUUACAUUCAUAUCCUUGUUUCCCUGACCUCCUCAUACCUCCCUUCCCUGUAUUUCAGUUCAAUUAGUUAAGUCAGCAAUUUCUUUCCCUCUUUGUUUUCUCAUGAUCCUUUAACUUAAUAUACUAUAACUUUAAAUUUUCAUCUGUUAUCAAUCCUUUUUUACAUACACCUUUAUAGCAUUACUGCUUAAACCACCUAGCUUCAUUCCAACAUCAUUCUAACAUUCAUUAAUUUUGCAAUAUUUCUGUAAAUAGUCUUUAAAUUUCUUCCAAUCUUCUUCCACCGACUCUUCUCCCUGGUCUCGGAUUCUGCCAGUCAUUUCCGCCAAUUCCAUGUAGUCCAUCACCUUCAUCUGCCAUUCUUCCAGAGUGGGUAGGUCUUGUGUCUUCCAAUACUUUGCAAUAAGUAUUCUUGCUGCUGUUGUGGCAUACAUAAAGAAAGUUCUGUCCUUCUUUGGCACCAUUUGGCCGACCAUGCCCAGGAGAAAGGCCUCUGGUUUCUUCAGAAAGGUAUAUUUAAAUACCCUUUUCAUUUCAUUAUAAAUCAUCUCCCAGAAAGCCUUAAUCCUUGGGCACGUCCACCAAAGGUGAAAGAAUGUACCUUCGGUUUCUUUACAUUUCCAACAUUUAUUAUCGGGCAAAUGAUAGAUUUUUGCAAGCUUGACUGGUGUCAUGUACCACCUGUAUAUCAUUUUCAUAAUAUUCUCUUAAGGCAUUACAUGCCGUAAACUUCAUACCUGUGGUCCAUAACUGUUCCCAGUCAGCCAUCAUUAUGUUAUGUCCAACAUCUUGUGCCCAUUUAAUCAUAGCAGAUUUAACCGUUUCAUCCUGAGUAUUCCAUUUCAACAGCAAGUUAUUAUUAUUUUUUCUUUCGACUAUGGCAGACCAACACAGCUACCUACCUGUACCCGGUACUUUUUAAGCAGACUUGCUUAAUUUGCACCAUGUAUACAGACUGCACAUCAGCUCCCCCCCCCCAUUAAAUUAAAACUACCUUCUCCUACAGAAGUAAAGGUAAAGGGACCCCUGACCAUUAGGUCCAGUCAUGGACGACUCUUGGGUUGCGGCGCUCAUUUUGCUUUAUUGGCUGAGGGAGCCGGCGUACAGCUUCCGGGUCAUGUGGCCAGCAUGACUAAGCCGCUUCUGGCGAACCAGAGCAGCGCACGGAAACGCCAUUUACCUUCCCGCUGGAGCAGUACCUAUUUAUCUACUUGCACUUUUGGGUGUGCUUUCAAACUGCUAGGUUGGCAGGAGCAGGGACCGAGCGACCAGAGCUCACCCCGUUGCGGGGAUUCGAACCGCCGACCUUCUGAUCGGCAAAUCCUAGGCUCUGUGGUUUAUCCCACAGCGCCACCCGUGUCCCUCUACAGAAGUAAUCUCCCCAAAUAACUGGUUUGCUCAGCGUGAGCAAGGAUCAAAGCCUGCUUGCUGGCAAUGGUUCAAAUACCCAUGUUCUUAAUUUAUUCGAGCAAAAUGAAGCAACAAAUUCCUGAACAGUUACCAUAGAUAAGCUCUCCCCCAAAACAACAACAACAACAACCACAGGUUGCUAUGAUUUCUUUCUUGUUAACUGUAUAACGGUGGAUGGUCUGAAAUAGCCCAUACUUCCUUUAUGAAUAAGAAGUGAUAUGUAAUACAGUGGUACCUCGGGUUACAGAUGCUUCAGGUUACAGAUGCAUCAGGUUACAGAUGCUUCAGGUUACAUACUCCGCUAACCCAGAAAUAAUACCUCGGGUUAAGAACUUUGCUUUAGGAUGAGAACAGAAAUUGCGGAGAGGCGGCAGCAGGAGGCCCCAUUAGCUAAAGUGGUGCUUCAGGCUAAGAACAGUUUCAGGUUAAGAACGGACCUCCAGAAUGAAUUAAGUUCUUAACCCGAGGUACCACUGUAGCUAGGUCUGUCUUGUUGAUUUUGGGGAAUGGUGGGCAGUUUUCACUGCUCCCCCCUAGACACCCCAUAAAAUUACCUCUCCAUUUUUAUUUUUGCUUUUCCAUUGCAUCUUUUUAAUUUGCAAGAAAUGGACCCGUUUGCCGUGACACGAACAAGCUGCUGUAAGCCUUGAAUAUAUGUACAAAGCCAUGAACAACUUGAGUCCAGGGUACCUUAAGGACCAAGCUCAGUCAUUGAUAUCAUCCGAAGAAGCACUGUUAGUUGUUCCCCAUGUUACAGAAGCCCUAUUGUCUUCCACUAAAAGUAAGGCAUUUAGCGUCACCAGGUCCAUGCCGUGGAACUCUCUUCCAGCAGAGAUACAGCGGGCACCCUCACUUUUGACUUUCCAGCAUCUCUCGGGAAAAAACGUUUUUGUGCUGACAGACCUAAGUGUUUUUUUGUGUGUUUUUUAAAAGUCCCUCGAGUAGCCAGUCAUUUUAAUGAUUUGUUCUGUACUGAUUUUAAUGGGAUUUUUCUGUUUGGUUUUCGGAUCGCUGUACCCCACACUGAUAUAGUUAAUAAACGAGUAAGUUGACAGAAAUGAGAAACGCAGUGCCAAUCAAAAGAGAGUUCAGCAUCAGCUAAAAAACAAAACAAAAGAUAAAGCAGGCUUCCUCAACCUCGGCCCUCCAGAUGUUUUGGGCCUACAACUCCCAUGAUCCCUAGCCAGCAGCACUAGUGGUCAGGGAGGAUGGGAACUGUAGUCUCAAAACAUCUGGAGCAGGCUUCCUCAACCUCGGCCAUCCAGAUGUUUCAAGACUACAAUUCCCAUCAUGCCUGACCACUGGUCCUGCUAGCUAGGGAUCAUGGGAGUUGUAGGCCAAAAACAUUGGGAGGCCCGAGGGUGAGGAAGCCUAGACUAAGAAAAUGCAGCCUGAGAUAAAACAACCCUACAAUUCAGCAGGACAGAUUGAAACAGGAACCCAAGUCGACCUCAUGCUAGUUGAUGAUGAAAAGCCUGGGCAGAUGAUAAAAAGGCCUUCAUCUGGUGUCCCAGUAAGUGGGUGUCCAGGAAGAGUGUUCCCCAGAGGGGUGGUUAUCAUGCCUGAGAAUGGCCCCUCUGUGGUCGUCGUCUUCCUGACUUGAGAUGGCCGGGGGAGAAGGGGAACAUGGCAAAAUGCCUCAAAUGAAGACUGCAAAGUUUGGGUAGACUCAAGUGAUUGAAGGCAGCCUUUGGGCACAAAGGCUACCCACUUGCCCCAAAGGUGUGAGCAAUGCAGUUAAGCUGCAGCCCUUUUCAGUCCCCACCUUCAUUUGAAUGGAAGGAGACAGCUUUGCGAGCGUCCCAUCACACCUGCAUUGGUAUGUCUGCGAAAGGGGUGUGUCAGGGAACUGCCAUCGGAGUCAGGGCGAGAGGGAGGGCUCCAGAGGGAUUCCAGAGAGCGUCCCGGGAGGGAGAGAAGCAGCACAUCUUCUGGGGAAGGAAAUCAGCGUCCCUCCAGUGGAGAAGGGGGGCAGAUGGGGGAAUCGGCGAGGUGGCUCCAUGACUCCUCGCCGGGGACCAGCGGAGAGAGCACGGGUCCUCCACUGCCCACACCCUCCCUGCGCAGAAGGCUUCCGUGCAGGGAGAGUAGGCGGAGACUAGGCGUCAAAGAACUUCUUUGCUGGAAGAAGUUCAAGAAACGCCCACUGACGGAUUCUGCCAGCGAUUGAGACAGCCACGGGCGAGUGGCUGUCCGGACAGAAAGGGUUCACUCAGGCAACCCAGCCAGGUGUGGCGCCAAUUUACGUACGAGCAACCCCUAGAACCAUCACAGGGUGCUUGGUGUAUUCUCAAAGGCUUUCCCCAUUAUUUGGAUACCUGGUCAUGCAAGGCUCCAAAUCAUGGAGGCAGCCUAUGUAUGAGCGGCAAGUGUCCGCUUUGCAGCAGUCCAACUAUGGCUCCCAUCUGCCCCAGUGAGCAUAGUCAGUGGCCAGGGAUGAUGGGAGUUGUAGUUCAGCAACAUCUGGAGGGCCAGAUGUUGCCCACACCUGGUCUACACUUAACUGGCAGCGGCUCUCUUGGAUUUCAGAGAGUGGGCAUUCUCUGAGCUACAUAGAGACACCUGGACUUGAACCUGGGACCCUCCCCAUGCAAAUCAGAUGCUCUGCCAAUGAGCUAUUUCCCCCACUAAUUUAUAUUUUUGUGAACAGUCAGUUUCACUGGUUCCAGCUGUUAAUAAUAAUUUUAUUAUUGGUCCCUCACCCAUCAAUCUGGACGGCUCCCAACAGAUAUAAAAACAUAAUCAAACAUCAAAAACUUCCCUAAACAGGGCUGCCUUCAGAUGUCUUCUGAAAGUUGUAUAGUUGUUUAUUUCCUUGACAUCUGAUGGGAGGGCAUUCCACAGGGCGGGUGCCACCACCGAGAAGGCCCUCUACCUGGUUCCCUGUAACCUCGCUUCUCACAAUGAGGGAACUGCCAGAAGGCCCUCAGAGCUGGACCUCAGUGUCUGGGCAGAACGAUGAGGGUGGAGACGCUCCUUCAGGUAUACUGGGCUGAAGCCAUUUAGGGCUUCAAAGGUCAGCACCAACUCUUUGAAUCAUGCUCGGAAACGUACUGGGUACCACUUGCUAGAUUCCUCCCUGAAAUAAUCGCCUGCUUGACUUCUGCUUGCUUUUGCACCUCUUUGCAAAGGAGAUGCCAGGAUGUACGGUGGGCGCUCGGGUUACAAACAUGAUCCGUGCGGGAGGCACGUUCGCAACCCGCAGCACCUCGUCUGCACACGCGGGGGUUGCGAUUCGGCGCUUCUGCGCAUGCUCAAAGCGCAAUUUAGCGGUUCUGCGCAUGCACGAGAGCCGAAACCCGGAAGUAACCCGUUCCGGUGCUUCUGGGUUCGCCGCGGUGCGCAACCUGAAAACGCGCAACCUGAAACGUCUGUAACCCGAGGUAUGCCUGUACUUUGAACUUUCUGUAAUGCAAACCCCUUUGAGUAAAGAACCUACUUAUCCUCUUCCUCCUUGCAAUGGCUGGCUGUGAAUCUGCAGCAGGGAGCUUACAAGUUUGUGCUUCUGUCACUCUGGGCAGCUGUUCAGCUGUGACAAUGGCCUUCUCUGGGAAUGAGAGAGGGAGGGAGGGAAGUCUCUGGGAUCAGAGUGACCUUGAAUGCCUCUUGGGAGCGGUGCAAGGCGGCACCAACAGGAUUUUUGCACCCGAGCGGGGCUUCCUCCUCCUUCUGUGACGAGCUCCGUCAUGGGCUGCUCUCGUGCCCCAGAGCGCUGCCGGGAAGCGCUUGGAUCAGCUAUGAUUAAUUUGACUCCCUCGGGGGAAGCGUUUGCUAAGACAGCGCAGGCGAAGACCUGGAAUGGGGUCUUCCGUCUCGCCUCGUCAGGCUCGGAGCCAUAUAUAGCGUGCCUCAAAGCAGCAGAAUCUCCUGCACGAGCAAAAUGCCACGAGGCUGUGUGUUUUUUCAGGGGUGGUGCAAAAACGAGGGUCGCGAUAUUGCAAGGACUCGUUUGCAUGGGACAGUGGGGAUCUUACGGGGACGUCGCUUAGUGGUGGAGGGUCUGCUUCACUGCCAGAAGGUCCCAGGCCCUGAAUUGAAUCCUGCCUGAAAUGCUGGAGAGAUGCUGCCAGCCAGUGUGGACAACAUGGAGCUAGUGGCAAGGCCAGUGUGGUGUAGUGGUUAAGAGCGGUGGAAUCGUAAUCUGGUGAACUGGGUUCGCUUCCCUGCUCCUCCACCUGCAGCUGCUGGGUGACCUUGGGCUAGUCACACUUCUCUGAAGUCUCUCAGCCCCACUCACCUCACAGAGUGUUUGUUGUGGCGGAGGAAGGGAAAGGAGAAUGUUAGCCGCAUUGAGACUCCUUUGGGUAGUGAUAAAGUGGAAUAUCAAAUCCAAACUCUUCUUCUUCUUCUAUGUCCCUACUGCGCACCCUAGCAACAUGGGUUCUUAAUUCUUAUUUGUUUGGACCCUUUAGUAGCCCAUUUCCGCUCCUCUGACUAAGGAAGUACCCUAAGCAGCUUAACAAGAGCAGAAAUGACUGAAAAAUAAAUGCAGAAAAUAACGCAAGCAGCAAUUAAAAAUAAUAAAAGCUGGGGAGAGCCUUGGGAAAGAAACCUUUUUAAGGUGAUUGGUGGAUUGAGUAGCAAGACCAGUGGUGGGUGCAAUGGUCAAGAAGGCGGUUUUUGCAUGUGCCAUAGAGGGAAGUGUGGGGCAGAUGGGGCUCGUCCCCCUGGGAAGGGAGCCCAUCUAGGAAAACUCAUCCUAAACCUCCGCUGGCUUGUGGGGAUAUCUUGGGAGAAGAAAAGCCCAAGAAGGAAACCCUACAGAAAUGCAAAGUGGAUCCCCAAGACAGUUGGAUGAUGAUGAAGAAGAAGAGUUUGGAUUUGAUAUCCCACUUUAUCACUACCCUAAGGAGUCUCAAUCCUGCCAACCUAGCAGUUCAAAGCACAUCAAAGUGCAAGUAGAUAAAUAGGUACCACUCGGGCAGGAAGGUAAACGGUGUUUCCGUGUGCUGCUUUGGUUCACCAGAAGCAGCUUAGUCAUGCUGGUCACAUGACCCGGAAGCUGUACGCCGGCUCCCUCGGCCAAUAAAGCAAGAUGAGCGCUGCAACCCCAGAGUCGUCCGCGACUGGACCUAAUGGUCAGGGGUCCCUUUACCUAUAAGGAGUCUCAAAGCGGAUAACAAUCUCCUUUCCCUUUCUCCCCUACAACAAACACCCUGUGAGGUGAGUGAGGCUGAGAGAUUUCAGAGAAGUGUGACUAGCCCAAGGUCACCCAGCAGCUGCAUGUGGAGGAGCAGGGACGCGAACCCGGUUCCCCAGAUUACAAGUCCACUGCUCUUAACCACUACACCACACUGCAUGACACCUUGUAUGGCUCCUUCUGGCAACUCCUGCAGCCAAGCUAGUGCCCAACAACUUGCCCUGCUUUCCUUUGGACCACAUCAGCGAGGCCAAGAGGCGGGUCUUGUUGCCUGGGCAGCCCAGGUCCUCCACACACACAUCCCAGGUUUGCGCCCCGGGGAGGUCACUUCAGUGCUCCUAACACAGAGGUUUGACCUCACCCUCGGAGGCACACUCCAUUGAUUCUUGAGACAGAUGGAUGCCAGCAACAACAGCAGUAAUAAUAAUAAUAAUAAUAAUAAUAAUAAUAAUAAUAAUAAUAAUAAUUUAUACCCCGCCCAUCUGGCUGGGUCCCCCCAGCCACUCUGGGUGGCUUCCAACAAAACACUAAAAUACUAUAACUUCCCUAAACAGGGCUGCCUUCAGAUGUCUUCUAAAAGUCUGGUAGUAGUUGUUCUCUUUGACAUGUGGUGGGGAGGGCGUUCCACAGGGCGGGUGCCACUACCGAGAAGGCCCUCUGCCUGGUUCCCUGUAGCUUUGCUUCUCUGAAUGAGGGAACUGCCAGAAGGCCCUCAGAGCUGGACCUCUGUGUCCAGGCAGAAUGAUGGGGGUGGAGAUGUUCCUUCAGAUAUACUGGACCCGGCUGUUUAGGGCUUUAAAGGUCAGCUCAAUGUGUGUGCAUUGAUCAGGGCUGGGGAGUGUAUGGCCUUAUAGAUAUUGAGGGGCCACAACUCCCAAUAUCUCUGACCAUUGUUUAUGCUGGCUGGGGCUGAUGAGAGCUGGAGUCCAGCUGCAUCUGGAGGGCCACACGUUCCUUAGCUGUGUGGCAUUCGAUGGAUAGGUUAGUUUCUUUUACAAUCUCGUGCUGAUAUAUUUCCCCCUUGCUGGUUUUCUGAGGGGUGCUGCAGAGACAGAAGAAAUGUAAACGAAGCCGUAAGAAUUGCCUUUCCCCUGUUGCUUAAAGCCACAAAGUGCCUUUGUCUGUGAAAGCUACACCUAACCAGUGCCAGAAUAGCUCGUUUGGUUAGAGCGUGGUGCUGAUAAUGCCAAGGUUGCAGGUUCAAUCCCUGUAAGGAAUAACGGCAUAUUCCUGCAUUGCAAAGGGUUGGUCUAGAUGGCACCUUAGGGUCUUUUCCUACUCUACAAUUCUGUGAGCUAUUGCAGCCAAUAGAGUGUGGAUUUGCCCACUCUGUCCGGACCAGCAGAUUCACCUGCCCACCCAGAAUUUGCUCCUGAGGAGCAAGGUCUUUCGUUUCAGCCUGGCCGCAGGCUCCUAUUGCACACUGGCGGGUCACCGCGACCCUCUCUGCCAUUUAAUCUGGCUCAUGUUCAUAAUAGUGCGCUGGCAAGAGGCACCCGAGUUCCCCCCAGAUGGCUUUAAUAACUCUCUUUCUCCCUCUCUACGCUAUCUGGUCAUGAUCAGCUCAGGAUCUUUCUCCCCGAAGCAUUGAAAAAGCAAGCGGAUUGUGCAAUUAAAAAAGAGAAGAAGAUAAUAAAGCGUCCCCUAGUCGCGUGCCAACGCAGCUCAGCUGCAAAACUGUCAACUGCAGAAUCAAGUCAGACUGAGGGAGGGGAAAGGAGGGAGGAAUAAACUCCAAAGAGGCAGUAGAGGGAGAAUGUGUGUGUGUGUGCGUGCUCAGAUCAGGGUUGGAUUAUGCAAUGGGUUUUUUUUUUGAGGAAGGCAGCUGCCAAGGAGGAGAUGCCAAAAAUCCACUCGCUCGGCUUUGGCCGAUUAUUUUGCUGUCGUUCCGAAGAAGCUCAGAAGGCAGCUCGGGGCUUAUUCUGUAAUGAAGUUUCAACCGUUUAUUUAUCUUUCUUGUUCUCUGGAGGCAGCCACCCAGAGGGGAGGCUUCACUGCCUGACCCUCUCCUCCCAGGCCACAGAUCACACCAGCCUCGCUUUGCACCUUCCUUGAUUCUGUUUGGCAGACUGAAAUGCGUCCUUGAAGCCUGAUCUCGCCUCUUGCCUUCCUGGAUAGAGAGGCUGUGUGUCUGUGUCUGUGUGUGUGUGUGUGUGUGUGUGUGUGUGUGUGUGUGUUUGAGUGUGUUUAGAAACUAGAAUACUAUACAAAGGUAAUGUUUGCAUUCGUCGCUCUGUCCGCUUUUGCCUGUCGCCCAUGGCCCCCAGAAGACUGCCUCAAAAGGAAUUCGGCCCUCAGGCUCCCAAGCUUCCCUUCCCUCAUUAUGCAACGAAGAACAUUCGGCCUGAUAUCCUUUUGUUGCAGUGUUACAGCCUCCCACUGAUCAUUUGUUCACGUUCAUCGCAUUUCUCCUUUACUUAAAGGUAAAGGGACCCCUGACCAUUAGGUCCAGUCGUGGCCAACUCUGGGGUUGUGGCGCUCAUCUCACUUUAUUGGCCGAGGGAGCUGGCGUACAGCUUCCGGGUCAUGUGGCCAGCAUGACUAAGCCGCUUCUGGCGAACCAGAGCAGCGCAUGGAAACGCUGUUUACCUUCCCGCUGGAGUGGUACCUAUUUAUCUACUUGCACUUUGACGUGCUUUCGAACUGCUAGGUUGGCAGGAGCAGGGAGCUCACCCCGUCGCAGGGAUUUGAACCGCCGACCAUUCUGAUCGGCAAGUCCUAGGCUCUGUGGUUUAACCCACAGCGCCACCCGCGUCCCUCAGCCUCACCUGCGACACCCGCAUCCCUUUACUUGCCUAACUGCAAACCCCCUUUUCUGUUGUUGUUCAGUGAGUUGUUGUUUUGCACUGGAACGCUUUAAUCUACCCUAAUUGUGCAAUCCCAGAUUUGGGGUGGGGACGGGGACUGAAUCCCUCGUGCAAAAUACUGUCAGUCUGCAGGCGACCGAUGAUGCCUCGGCCUCUUUCUCCAGUUGCCUCCCCCUACCUGUCUGCAAUCGAAACCCUAGAGUGCGUCUUUCUUUCGAGCAGAUUUACGUCUCUGCAUCAAAGAACUUUUUCAUCCCGGAACGGCUGCUCUCUACCAGUUGCAAGUUGCAACCAAGAGCUUCUUCAAUGUGACUUUAAAGUUUUGGAGGUGAUGCUUCGCCCCCGGCAAUAAUUUAUUAUUAUUUUUAAAGCCCACUGGAGUGUGUGCCUUAACUCAUCCUAAUGAGGUCUCUUAAUGAAGCAAACGAGUCGCUGUUUUUAAUGGGCUGUAAUUACCUUGGAGAAGGUGUGCAGGGAUCUUCUGAGUGAUAGCUGACAGGAUCCCCCUGUGUGACGGUCAGUGGUGCGGCUGCGUGUGUGUUGUUGCUUUUUGCUAACUUCAGGUGUGAUUCUCUCUCACCUUGCUUUCCCCCUGGGAAAUCUGGGUCCGUAGGGACCCUGCAGCCAGCAGACCUAAUUUGGCUGACCCCCCAAUUUAUUUAUUUACUGAAUUUCUCUACAGUUUCCAAGACUCUCUGCAAGAGGUGAUGCGGUUUAAGCACAUAAUAAUAAUAAUUUAUUAUUUAUACCCUACCCAUCUGGCUGGGUUUCCUCAGCCACUCUGGGCGGCUUCCAGCAAAAGAUUAAAAUACAGUAAUUCAUCAAAUAUUAAAAGCUUCCCUAAACAGGGCUGCCUUCAGAUGUCUUCUAAAAGUCAGAUAGUUGUUUAUUUCUUUGACAUCUGAUGGGAGGGCAUUUUACUGGGUGGGUGCCACCACCGAGAAGGCCCUCUGCCUGGUUCCCUGUAACCUCACUUCUCGCAAUGAGGGAACCGCCAGAAGGCCCUCAGCGCUGGACCUCAGCGUCCGGGCAGAACGAUGCGUGUGGCGACGCUUCUUCAGGUCUACUGGGUAGAGGCCGUUUAGGGUUUUAAAGGUCAGCACCGACACUUUGAAUUGUGUCCGGAAACGUACCGGGAGCUAAUGUAGGUCUUUCAACACCGGUGUUAUGUGGUCUUGGGGGCCACUCCCAGUCACCAAAUGUAUGGUGUGUUCACAGCUGUGGUCACUGUGGCUAGUACCCAUUGAUAGCGUGGUAUAGUGGACUACAGUGUCAGGCUGGGACCCGGGAGACCAGGGUUCAAACCCCCACAAAGCACCCUAGGUGACCUUUGACCAGUCACAGUAUCUCAGCCUCACAGGGUCGUUGUGAAGAUGAAAUGGAGUGGACAGGGUAGAAGGGUGUUCACCACUUUGAGCUGAGUGGUUUGUGGGGACCUGUACCUGUCAGGAGGCAGGAAACGGAGGAAGGGGAAGCUUCAGAGCUGGAGGAAGAGGCAGGCCAGGCAAGAGAAGGGCCAGGGGCUUUCCCUCCCUCCCCUAUACCACUGUCCCCCAGAACCAGGAGGGGAUUGAAGAGGGAUGAGCAGAGGAUGUUUCCAUGCAGGCGUAGUCUCCGGCUGCAAGUAUGCAGCCUGUUGGGGGAAGGUACAUGAACUGGUGGAGUGAUCCCCUGCUGCUGCAAUUUCUCCAGACCUGGGAAUAGCUGCCUAGACCCUAGAUUGGUGGGGUUAGUGAGGAAAUGUCCAUAGAACAGGCAUGGCCAAACUUGGUCCUCCAGAUGUUUUGGGACUACAAUUCCUAUCAUCCCUGACCACUGGUCCUGUUAGCUAGGGAUCAUGGGAAUUGUAGUCCCAAAACAUCUGGAGAGCAAAGUUUGGCCAUGCCUGCCAUAGAACUACUUGAUAAUGAUUUACAGAUGGUAUUUAACUCCAAGCAGACUUGCUAAGAUGUAUAGGACUGAAUCAGAUAAGUGCUGGAGAUGCAAUGAGACUGAGGAUACGUUUGUCCAUAUGUGGUGGACCUGUAAAAGGGUAAAAGAGUAUUGGGAAAUAAUUUAUAAUGAAUUGAAAAAAAUGUUUUAAAGCACCUUUCAAAAAACAAACACCCAACAUCCUUUUUGUUGGGGAUAAUUCAGAUGGAAAUUCCCAGGUGUCAAAAAAGGUUAUUUAUGUACGCCGCUACGGCGCCCCAUGUUUCGUUAGCCCCAAAAUGGAAAACGAGCGAGGUGGAAUAUGUGCAGCUUGCAGAUCUAACUUAUAGAAUAAGAGAACAAGAAGAACAUACGUUGGAAGAAGAUUGGAAAAUGUUUAUUGAAUAUAUGGGGAAUAAUUGUGUGCACUUGUUGGCAGCCUUAAGAUAAAUUCAACAGUGUAAAUAAGUUUUGAUGGAAGUAACAAUGGAAUACUGAAUGGUUUAGUAUGCAGGGAUUUAUGCUAUGCAAAGCGAAUCAUGGAAAGAGAAGAAGGGAAGUCAUUGAUAUUUUAAGGUUGUCUGAAUGAAUAUUCUAAAUUGUAAACAGAAAAUUUAAUAAAAAUGAGAGAUAGAGAGAGAGAGAGAGAGAGAGAGAGAGAGGAAAUGUCAGUUUGCCUUAAUAAGCAAGCCUGCUCCGUUCCUGGUUGUAUUUCAGAUAUCUUGGUGGGGACAUAAGGAUGGAAGCCACCUGAACUGUCUUGGGCUCCAUCCGUUCCAAGGGGAAGAAGACGGUGGAGUCCCACCACCACUUGGCUCUUCUUAACCUUCCUCUCAUUUCUUCCCACAGCUGAUAGUCGAAAAGACAACUGACUACCCGGCCGCCGAAUACUCUUUGGUGGAGGAUGUAGCCCUCCACUUCACGUGUUUGAUGGACAGACUGAACGAGCAGCGCCUCUUUCAACCAGACCUGUGCGACGUGGACAUUGUCCUGCUGCAGCAGAGGAACGUCUUCCCGGCUCACAAGGGGGUCCUCGCCGCCUACAGCCACUUCUUCCACUCCCUCUUCACCCAGAACAAGCAGCUGCAGCGGGUGGAGCUCUCCCUGGAGGCCUUGACCUCCCAGGGCCUCCAGCAGAUCCUCAACUUCAUCUACACCUCCAAGCUCCUGGUCAAUGCCUGCAACGUGCAGGACGUCCUGAAUGCGGCCGCCGUCCUGCAGAUGAGCGACAUUGCGUCCUCCUGCCAGGAGCUGAUCAGCACCAGGUCCCUGGGCUUAGCCAUGGCCAGCAACAUGGCGCUGCCUCCGGACAGCUGUGGCAAGGGCGUCCCGUCGCAAUACUACUGCAACAUCAAGCAGGAGAUGGACCCGGCACCGCACCCCAAGAUCUACGCCCGGGAAGGGAACGACCCCUACUCGGUGCGGGUUGAGGACGGCGCGGCGUGCGGGGGCAACCAGAACCUCCCUGCCGUGGCUGGCAAGAAGUAUUACAAGGAGGAGAAAGAUGGUGGCCCGCCCAUCUGCAAGGUGGAGGGCGAAGAGCCCGACGUGGCCCUGGGCAGCCAAAGCUCUUACAACCGGGGAGAGCAGAUCAUCGUGGAGGUCAACCUCAACAAUCAAACCCUCAACGUCUCGAAAGGGACGGAGGGGAAGUCUCCGGCCGCCGACCAGACGGCCGGCAUCGCCGCGGUGAUUGGGCGGCCCGAAGGGGAAGGGCGUGGCGUGGACGAGGAUGGCGAGGAGGAAGAGAACGGGGAAGGAGAGGAGGAAGAGGAUGACGGCGAGGUGGGGGAGGAGGAGGAAGAGGAGGAGCACAGCGAGGAGGAAGAGCUGGAGGAGACCACCGAGGAGGAGGACGAGGAGGACGAGGAAGAUGGCGAGGAGGUGGCGGACAUCAAGAGGGAGAGGUCCGGGCUGCCCCACAAGGCCAGCAGGCCCUCCAAGGCCGCCCAGGCCGCUGCAUCCACCAGGUCCCAGGAGGCGGUUGCCGUGGCGAUGGAAGACGAGGAGGUGGAGGAAGCGGAGGAGGAAGGGGAGGACCAGAGGGGCAGGAAGAGGAAGAAGGAGCCGGACGGGGUGGGCCAGAAGGUGAAGCUGGAGGAGAAGCAGCACUACCCCUGCAAGAAGUGCCCCCGGGUCUUCAACAACCGCUGGUACCUGGAGAAGCACAUGAACGUCACCCACAGCCGCAUGCAGAUCUGCGACAAGUGUGGCAAGCGCUUCCUGCUGGAGAGCGAGCUGCUGCUGCACCACCAGACGGACUGCGAGAAGAACAUCCAGGUGAGAAGGGAGACCACUGCCCCUCGAGGUGCUACAGUUCAGCCCGUCCGCCCUUCGCAGGCUUUGGAGCAUGGGGCGCCCUCUGUGAACUAGAACGGAUAGGAGUCGUGACGUAGGCUGCUGCCUUAUGCUGAGACAGACCCACUGACUGGCCCAGCCGUCCCGGGUUUCAGGCAGGGGAGUCUCCCACCCCUGGAGAGACUAACAAUAACAGUAAUAAUAAUAAUAAUAAUAAUAAUAAUAAUAAUAAUAUUUUCACACAGGAAAAAGCAAAAACAAACGAAACACGCAACAAAGACAAUAAACUAAACACAAAAGAAGAUGUGGAAAACCAAUACAUUUUUUGAUGAUGAUGAUAAUAAUAAUAAUAAUAAUAAUAAUUUAUUUAUACAUACAUACCCCGCCCAUCUGACCGAGUCGCCCCAGCCACUCUGGGCAGCUUCCGAUGCCUAUAAAAACAUACUAAAACAUCCAGUGUCAAUAGUAACAAUCUGAUCCAAUAUAUUACAAAAAAUCACAAUACAGUGGUACCUCGGGUUACAGACGCUUCAGGUUACAGACUCCACUAACGCAGAAAUAGUACCCCGGGUUAAGAACUUUGCUUCAGGAUGAGAACAGAAAUCGUGCAGCAGCAGCAGCAGGAGGCCCCGUUAGCUAAAGUGGUGCUUCAGGUUAAGAACAGUUUCAAGUUAAGAACGGACCUCCAGAAGGAGUUAAGUUCUUAACCCGAGGUACCACUGUAACUUUAAAACAAACAAGUUAUAUCAAAUGAAGUAAUAUUCAAUAAUCCAUUAAAAUCUAAUAGUAAACAGUAAAAUUAAACAUCAGCAAAUGAUAAUUAAACAGUUUACAUACCAGUUAAAGUAAAGGAUUACUGCUCUGUAACCAAUAAGAACAACAGCAAAUCGCAAUGCAUAACAUACCACAAAACAAACAAAACCAGGAUUUGAAUCUGAGACCCGUUCUCGGUGCAAUGCACAGUUUAUGAGUCACUCCCUUCGAAGCACCUUGACAUGAUAACUCCCAGUGCAAUAAAAACAUAUAUUAAGCAACUGCAGGAUAGCUCAGUCGGUAGAGCAUGAGACUCUUAAUCUCAGGGUUGGGAGUUCAAGCCCCAUGUUGAGUGAAGGAUUGCUGUAUGGCAGGGGGUUGGAGAUCAGUGCCAGACUUACAUAUAUCAUAGAAUCAUAGAAUCAUAGAGUUGGAAGAGACCACAAGGGCCAUCGAGUCCAACCCCCUGCCAAGCAGGAAACACCAUCAGAGCACUCCUGACAUAUGGUUGUCAAGCCUCUGCUUAAAGACCUCCAAAGAAGGAGACUCCACCACACUCCUUGGCAGCAAAUUCCACUGUCGAACAGCUCUUACUGUCAGGAAGUUCUUCCUAAUGUUUAGGUGGAAUCUUCUUUCUUGUAGUUUGGAUCCAUUGCUCCGUGUCCGCUUCUCUGGAGCAGCAGAAAACAACCUUUCUCCCUCCUCUAUGUGACAUCCUUUUAUAUAUUUGAACAUGGCUAUCAUAUCACCCCUUAACCUCCUCUUCUCCAGGCUAAACAUGCCCAGCUCCCUUAGCCGUUCCUCAUAAGGCAUCGUUUCCAGGCCUUUGACCAUUUUGGUUGCCCUCCUCUGGACACGUUCCAGUUUGUCAGUGUCCUUCUUGAACUGUGGUGCCCAGAACUGGACACAGUACUCCAGGUGAGGUCUGACCAGAGCAGAAUACAGUGGCACUAUUACUUCCCUUGAUCUAGAUGCUAUACUCCUAUUGAUGAGGCCCAGAAUUGCAUUGGCUUUUUAGCUGCCGCGUCACACUGUUGGCUCAUGUCAAGUUUGUGGUCAACCAAGACUCCUAGAUCCUUUUCACAUGUACUGCUCUCAAGCCAGGUGUCACCCAUCUUGUAUUUGUGCCUCUCAAAUACAAGCUGUAGCUUAGGGCCCCACUCUCUUAGGGCCCCACUCUCUUGGGCCCCCCCAAAAAAUUUAAAGAAAAAAAACUGGAUGUACAUUUCCAAAAUAUAAGGGGGGAAAAAAUCCAACACAAAAAAUGGCAACAGUUUGUUUGGUUAGGCAAAGAAUUAUAGACACCAAGAGACAGGACUGCUUGUAGAAAUAGAUAGAUAUAUCUCUUAUAUAUCUCUUUUUUCUUGUAUCCAAAAAUGCAAGAAGGGCUUUUACACUUGCCAGAAGCUCGACUCUAACCCUAACCCUAACCCUAACCCUAACCCUAACCCUCGCCGGUCUUGGAAGGAUCCUUUAAAAAAGUCCCAUACAACCAGAGAAAUUGCGCCUGUCCACUGGGGGAUAUAGGAAGCCCUGAACACAUAUUUUUUAGAUGUCCCUUUUACAAUGUAAAGAAACCAUUGACCCCCUGCUGGUGAGGCUUGCUGACCUCCCGGUAAAGCAAAAAUUCGAUCUUCUCCUGUUAGGCAAAGGAUUGUUAGGCGACCCGGAUUGUCGCCAGAUUCUGCGCACAGAUCUGUAGGCGCAGACUAUCCCCCAAUUCAGUCUAGUUUGUUAAGAAAAUUCCCAAACCCGGAUCCACGGGUGACUUUGGGUCAUUUCUCUAAGGUAGCCUGUUUUAAAGUUUUUAUGUGUUUAUAUGCCUAUCGCACUUUUAAACUUAAAAUCCAUUCUUGUAUAUUGUUUUAAAUGUUUGUUUUGUUAUAGGGAUUGUAGCUCCAUUUGUGUUUCUCAAGCUGGUCUCUGACCGUAAAAAAUUUGAAAUCAAACAGUUUGUUGUUGACAAAGGACAGCUGGACAUAUAAAGGGCCCCAUUACCUUCAGUAGCUGAGGGCCGCAUCAAACCUAAAUCCUGCCUUGUAGAUGAUCCUCAUGGUCCCUUCCAACCCUAUGAAUUGCACAUACGUUUUUGCUAGGCUCGGGUCCCCCUGACUCUCCCCAUCUCCUUUGCUCUACCUCUCUUUCAAAUCAGAACCAGUGAAGGCAGUGAAGGUCCUGUGUGAGUGCCUGGAGGCGGUUGGAGGAUGGAUGGCGGCUAACAGAUUGAGGUUGAAUCCUGACAAGACAGAAGUACUGUUCUUGGGGGACAGGGGGUGGGCAGGUGUGGGGGACUCCCUGGUCCUGAAUGGGGUAACUGUGCCCCUGAAGGACCAGGUGCGCAGCCUGGGAGUCAUUCUGGACUCACAGCUGUCCAUGGAGGCGCAGGUUAAUUCUGUGUCCAGGGCAGCUGUUUAUCAGCUCCAUCUGGUACGCAGGCUGAGACCCUACCUGCCUACACACUGUCAGUCUUGCCAGAGUGGUGCAUGCUCUAGUUAUCUCUUGCUUGGAUUACUGCAAUGCCCUCUAUAUGGAGCUACCUUUGAAGGUGACCCGGAAACUACAACUAAUGCGGCAGCUAGACUGAUGACUGGGAGCGGCCACCGAGACCACAUAACACCGGUCUUGAAAGACCUACAUUGGCUCCCAGUACGUUUCCGAGCACAAUUCAAAGUGUUGGUGCUGACCUUUAAAGCCCUAAAUGGCCUCAGCCCAGUAUACCUGAAGGAAAGUCUCCACCUCCAUCGUUCUGCACGGACACUGAGGUCCAGCGCCAAGGGCCUUCUGGCAGUUCCCUCACUGCGAGAAGCCAAGUUACAGGGAACCAGGCAGAGGGCCUUCUCGGUGGUGGCACCCGCCCUGUGGAACGCCCUCCCUCCAGAUGUCAAAGAGAAGAACAACUACCAGACUUUUAGAAGACAUCUGAAGGCAGCCCUCUUUAGGGAAGCUUUUAAUGUUUAACAGACCACUGUAUUUUAAUACUUUGUUGGAAGCCGCCCAGAGUGGCUGGGGAAGCCCAGCCAGAUGGGCGGGGUAUAAAUAAUAAAUUAUUAUUAUUAUAUUAUUAUUUGCAGUGCAUCACUUGUGGGAAAGCCUUCAAGAAGCUAUGGUCUCUCCAUGAGCACAACAAGAUCGUCCAUGGCUAUGCGGAGAAGAAGUUCUCCUGCGAGAUUUGCGAGAAAAAGUUCUACACGAUGGCGCAUGUCCGGAAGCACAUGGUCGGUGAGUGGGGCCGGGGAGGGGCCCCCGUGCGCAGCAGUAGGUUUGCCACCCCCUGAGGAGCACCCAGAACCAGGCAGCGUUUCAGCGCUGUGCAAGAUGGCCCACCUUCCCGGGCGCAAAUCAGGGUGCUAGGCUUUGCCCCACGAAACCUUGCAAGCCUGGCUUCAUCUUACAUUCUAACUAUUUCACGUAACCCCUUUUCAAGUGUUUGCUUUUAUCGGUGCCUUUAAAAGAACGGUUCAGUCCAGACCAGUGGUUCUCAACCUGUGGGUCCCCAGAUCUUGUUGGACUACAACUCCCAUCAUCCCUGAGCUCUGGCCUUGCUAGCUAGGGGUGAUGGGAGUUGUAGUCCAACAACAUCUGGGGACCCACAGGUUGAGAAAGGCUGGUCCAGACACACACACAAACACCCAACCUGGUGGCCUGCAGAUGUUUUUGGACUACAACUCCCAUCAUUGCUGGCUAGCAAGACCAGUGGUCAGGGAUGAUGGGAGUUGUAGUCUGAAAAAGAGAUGGAGACCAAAGUUUGGGAAAAACUGGUUUGGAUUAACUUUGGUGAAACACUUUAGGGGUCUUUUGUGAGUUGCACAGUCAGAAUUGCACCAUGCUGCUCUUACUGAGCUGUACCACUCCAGAUUGCAGAAAGGCGAGAGAGAGGCCACACUUUACUUGUCUAGCCACCAUAUUUACCUCGAAUCUAAUACUCACCAUUUUUGGCCAAAUUACGUUGCGAAAAUUUAGGCGCACAUUAGAUUCAAUGGGACAUUUACAUUCACCAGUGAAUACUUUUUUUGGUUUCCAGGUUCUGAAAAAGGAGGUGUACGUUAGAUUCGAUGGUGUAUUAGACUCUAGUAAAUACGGUUUCCCCUACAGAUAGAAAGCUACUUCUAGUCUAAUUUUUUUACUGUAUUAUGGCCGGUAUUGUUUUCCUUUGCAGUCCUUGCUGUAUUUUCAGUCAUGGAUCCUGUAUUGCUUGUGACAUUGUUAAAACCAUUUUUUUUUUAAAAAAAACACAUUUUCUUUAAGAGUCAGGAAGAACAUUUCUAGUUCCAAGUGUCCAAUAAGAUCCGGGACUACGCAUUAUAAUUUUGCUUCACCAAAGAAAAAUAUCUAAACAUUUCUAACACGGGGUUUCCCAAACUUGGGUCUCCAGCUGCUUUUGGACUACAACUCCCAUCAUCCCUAUCUAGCAGGGCCAGUGGUCAAGGAUGAUGGGAACUGUAGUCCAAAAAAGUUUGGGAAACAUUGUACAUUCUCCUCCCUGAUCUGCUAAUUUUCUAAGUGCAGGUUUUGGAGGCCGUUCCGAUUUUGCGGCCGCUCAGCAGCUUGCACGACCGGACGCUGCCAGUUCUUCGUUCCGGCAGGAGCUGAACCCGUACGAUUUUGCUGUCCAUGUGUUUUGGCUCAUUCCUAACCGUACAGAUUUCCCUGGUAACCACGAUUCUCCCUUGCUUUGCAGCCCACACCAAGGACAUGCCGUUCACCUGUGAAACGUGUGGGAAGUCGUUCAAGCGAAGUAUGUCUUUGAAGGUCCACUCUCUGCAGCACUCGGGGGAGAAGCCUUUCAAAUGUGAGGUGAGAACCAGGUUCAGCCCGUCUUCUCUUCUUCUGCUUUCCAGUCUGCGGCGCGAACUUGGUCUGAUGGAUCUGUAUUCAAGUCCUCUUCUUCUGCAGCCCAUAGCCAUCCUGCUUCCACGCAGAAAGGUUGAGUGUUUGAAACUCCAUGCGUGAAUCUGGGCUGGCUGCAUUUUCUUAGUCCAGGCUUCCUCAACCUCGGCCCUCCCGAUGUUUUUUGGCCUACAACUCCCAUGAUCCCUAGCUAGCAGGACCAGUGGUCAGGGAUGAUGGGAAUUGUAGUCUCAAAACAUCGGGAGGGUUGCAGUUGAGGAAGCCUGCUCCAGAUGCUUUGAGACUACAAUUCCCAUCUGAGGAAUUCCCACUGAGGUCCAGCGCCGAGGGUCUUCUGGCAGUUCCCUCACUGCGAGAAUCCAAGUUACAGGGAACCAGGCAGAGGGCCUUCUCGGUGGUGGUACCCGCCCUGUGGAACGCCCUCCCACCAGAUGUCAAAGAGAACAACAACUACCAGACUUUUAGAAGACAUCUGAAGGCAGCCCUGUUUAGGGAAGCUUUUAAUGUUUGAUGUUUUAUUGUGCUUUUAGUGUUCUGUUGGGAGCCGCCCAGAGUGGCUGGGGAAACCCAGCCAGAUGGCCAGGGUAUAAAUAAUAAAUUAUUAUAAUUAUUUAUUAUUGUUAUUGGGGAAGCCUGGAGUAACACUUGUUCUGUUUUGGUUUAUAAAAGUGCGGGAUGUUUUCACUUCCUGGGAAUUGCAGUUUUAUUGCAACAUAGCUCAUUAUUUGAACUGGACUUUCUAAACACAGUUAAAAAAACAUACUGUUAUGCACAGUGUUAUUUUUAAAGUAUAUAUUUACAGAUGUGUUCAUAUUCUAUGGCAGGUUGAGGAACCCUACCUCGCAGGGUUGUUUUGUGGGUAAAAUGCCGUGGGAAGGAUAGUAGCAUAAUACGUCAUUUUUGAGCUCCUGGGAGGAAAGGCAGGAUAUAAAUAAAACUGCUGAAUGAAAUGGACCUUUUGGUUUAAUACAACAGAGACCUUUCCUUCAUGCAAACUUCCUGCCUUUUCUUAUUCCAUACCUCCAUUCUCUCCCUGUCCAGAACUGCAACGAGAGGUUCCAGUACAAGUACCAACUCCGUUCUCACAUGAGCAUCCACAUCGGUCACAAGCAGUUCAUGUGCCAGUGGUGCGGGAAGGACUUCAACAUGAAGCAGUACUUUGACGAGCACAUGAAAACACACACAGGUAAGGGAUCCAUGGCUCGGGGUGGACAAACCAGCCAAGUUUCCGUUUCUUGCCUUCCCAGUCUUAAGUCCAGCCCCAUUUCCACAGCUGCGCACAGUACUGACUGACCAGUGCCUGUAACGUCAUGAACCCACCUCUUCUGUCCUGUCCCAUAUUCCAAGCGGUUUCACAAAACUUCUCUUUAAAAUUGUGAAUCCUUUCUUGUUCCAACAAGUUUUGGGGAAAUGGACUGCUUUUAAUUAAAGGGUUGGUUCUGUGCUGUUUUUAUUACAGUUAUUUUCAACAGAUUUUAUAUAUGCACAUAGUUUUAAUUCUAUCCAUGUGUGGUCGUUAUUUAAUGAUUCCCCCUCCCUCUAUGUUUAGCAGGUCUUAUUUUUAUUUCUAAGCUGCCUUAAGUCUCCUGUCAGGGGAAAAUGUGGUAGGUAAAUAGAUAUAUCGUCAUUAUCACUUUAUUUGUAUGCUGUCUCAAAGAAAGGAAUAGGCUCAAAGAAGCUCGCAACAGGGAGAACAAUACAUAAGCAACCAUUAUAAUUUCAAAACAGCAACCAUAACAAAACCUCAACAAUAAACCAUGACUGAAUUCUGGAAAGCUGGAGGCCUUGUGGGUAGGUGGGUCCUGUCUCCCAGAACCAUCCCCACAAAGCGUGUUCUCCUUCAUGGAGAGCACGUGUUGCAGUGGGGGCCGCCAGGACACUCCAAAGUUGGGGGCGGGCUAAUUGAUCGUUGGCCACUGAUGCGAUUGGGGCUUCCCUUCUUGUUGGGAAAGAAGUUAAUGUUGCCAUUUGUUGAUUGACAGCCAGAAAUGCUAAAACUCCUUGCACGAGGCUAGGGCUUCCUCUUUUUGCCCGUGCAUCGGAUUGCCCGUCCCCCCCCCCCUAGAAUUAGGGUUGUUCGCUUUGACCUUGCUAUGCCUGUCAUGGGGUCAUCUGUUCUUGGGGCAGGGGCCCGGUAGGAAUUUUGUCCAUCUGGCUGAUUGGCUGGGGCCAUUUGGUUUUUGCCUACUGCGUAGCAAAUCGUCACAACUUGUAAGGUUGCGGUUAGGCAUUGGUUUAUGGUUUGGUUGGUUGAGGGGCAUGGAUUGGCUGUGCCUGCCCCUCUAAUGCUGCUGCUGCAAGGGAUUCCGUUAAAGGAAUGGGGGCUAACUAUUGCUUGUCCACUCUGUCAAGGGGGCUCGGGCCAUAGCAAUGAGCUCCUGGUUGCAUUUGGGGUGAGGGCAGGUUCCCUGCUCCAUCGCUACCCCCAAGUGUAUUCCCCUAUUCUGACUUUCGCAUCAUGCGGAAUGUCAGUCUGUCCCCCACGGUGGGGGCAGAUAGUCGCAGCCAAUGCCUAAGCAACCACUCACAAAUUUGUAUUUUAAUAAAUUUGUGGCCAAAAUUAUGCCAAAAAUCUUAAACAAAAAAUUCUGUGUGAUGUGUGAGUUAUUGGGGUGGCCCUGGGGACCUCGACACGCAACAAACCUGUGAGGCAGAUUAUUCUGAGAAGCAGUGACUGGCCCCAAAUCACCCAGUAAGCUUCAUGGGCAAUUGGGGAUUCGAGCCCUGGCCUCCUGGGUCAUUUUGCAUUUUUAUGUUGCGAACUAUCCUGUGAUCUUUGGAGGAAGGGCAGUAGUACACAACUUUAAUCAAUAAUCAGAAUAGCGAUAAUAGUCCUGUACUCUAACCACUUUGCUAAACUGGCUCUACCAGUCAUCAAAUAUAUAUAAUUAUGUUAAAUUAGCCAACAAGUUUCUAGGCCUCAGCUUUCCCAAAGACCCCAUUGGCACCACCACUCUCCGCCCCCUCCAAUUCCUUUUAAUCCCAGAGUGUCAGUUUGCAUUUCUUAGUACAAAAAGUACAUCUGAUAUGUAGAGAUCUUUCCUAUUCUACUUAACUCUUCUGCAAGCUUCUCUGUAUGAAAGAAGCAAGCAGAAGGUUCCUGAUGUUUGGGUUAUCCCUUCAGAGGAGCUGAGUGCAGCUGGCUUUAACUGCUUCUCUUAUCUCUUUCAGUCAAGGUCACGCUGACUAUAAAAGCAGGGCCAGAAGGAAUCUUGUUUUCCCUUUCUCUUUCUAUCUCUUUCCCUUCUGGUGUGGUGUUCUGUACACCAGGCAUGUCCAAAGUCCAUUUUGGGGGCCUAAUCCGGCCCUCUGGUCGUUUGAAUCUGGCCCCUGUGGCAGUUUAUCUCCUGGAGUAAAAUCCUAAAAAAAGCUGAACAACUUCAAUCCUAAAAAAAGGAUUCGGUUGGCUCUUUGGUCGGCCCUCAGGGCCCUUUACUUCAUCAAAUCUGGCCCUCUCUGAAAAAAGUUUGGACACCACUGCUGUACAUAGAAUGUUUAGCAUUAAGGUUUAGAUUUAUUAUAAAUUACUGUAAGUUAAAGUCAAGUCUGCUGCAACUGGAUUUCUUAUGGACAGAGCCGAUCCUGAAUGUAUUGGAUUUGCGACCAUUUUGCUCAUUUGCCUUCAGUUAAAUAAGUUGGAGUUCUUGUUAUUAAAUAUACCAAUAUAUCUGACUAUGGACUUACAUGAACUUAUCCCUACUCAUACACUCUUAUCUCUAAUUCUGUAACGAAUUAUUGUGUUAUACAUAUCCUUAUGAGUUUGAGUUCGUAAUCUCUGUUUGAGUUUAUAAUCUCUAUUUGAGUUUGUAAUCCUUGCCAGAAUACAUACCUUUGAAUGGAUUAGUUUUUGUUACAAUUGACUAUUGAUUUGUGAGUAGGGACCACUCCCACGACUGAAAUUUAUAUUGGCCAGAGUUCUGGGUGUGCUUUUUUCUUGGCAUUUGCUUUCAGUAGCAGUAAAGCUCUGCUGGAUGAAAGACAGUUGCCUCUGGCCUAUUUUUGGGGGAAUCCUGCAACGUGUUUAAGUUGUUACUCUGCUAACUAUACGUUGGAGUUGCGUGGUGAGUCCCGCCCCCCCCACCAGUAGAUAUAAAGACACGGGACAACAUUAUUUAGGUGAAUGGGCUAAAAUUGGCCACAAAUUGGUUACAGGUGAUGAGCGGUAUUGGCUUAGGCAUUUGUCCUAAUCAACUAUCCGGCUUCAGUCUGUCUGUCUGAGAGGCCGGGAAGGGUUAACACCAGCAGGGGGAGUCCCGCUGAUGCACAUCAACUAGGCACUCCCCGGGGUCACCGCUCGGGGGCGUGCCUUGGGCCCUGGCCUCCCUAGGCUUCGUAUGAGGCCACGCCCCCCAGAGUCCUUUACCGGACCACCCUUCACUAUCCGGGGGAGGUGAUGGCGCUCCUCCCCCCAUUCAUCUGCAUAACAACACCCUGACCAAUGCCUAAGCUCCAAACCGUAGAAGUUGUGAUGAUUUGCUACGAGGUAGGCGAAAAUACCAAGUGGCUGGUGCCAAUUUGCCAAGUGGAAAAAUUCCUACCAGGCCCCUUAACGGCGACCAACCGAAGUCCAUAGCAAGGUCAAAGGAGAAACCUUGAAGGGUGGGUGGGUGGGUGGGAAAUUCCCCAGCUGAUCGGCGGCAAAAGAGGACGCUCCUCUGCCGCGCUUGCCCUUAAAUGGGGCAAGCCACACCCCCUGAGCCAGCCGAUUGGCUGGCCAGGGAAUGACGCGUCAGAGGAUUCCCCUGGUCGCGCAGGGCUGGGAGCCAGCCACCGCGCGAGUGUUGGGGGCAGGAAGUCCGCAAUGCCACCUCCUCCUUAGGUCGGAAGUAGCUUUCUGCUCCUCCCUUUCCAUGGAGGCGCAGAUUGCAGUUAUAACAUAGGUGGUAUUUUUUCAUCUCUUCCAAGCUAAGCAGUUGGCUCCUUAUCUCUCUUGCCCUGACCUAGCCAUUGUAAUCCACGCGACGGUCACCUCCAGACUGGAUUAUUGUAACUCGCUUUACGUGGGGCUGCCCUUGAGACUGACCCAGAAACUCCAGCAGGUGCAGAAUGCCGCGGCGAGAUUCCUUAUAGGGUCUUCGCUGCGAGAUCACAUUCACCCGGUGCGAUACCAGCUGCAUUGGCUCCUGGUGGAGUACAGGAUCAGGUUUAAGGUGCUGGUUUUAACUUUUAAAGCCCUAUACGUCCUAGGACCCUCGUACCUAUGGGACCGCCUCUCCUGGUAUGUCCCACAGAGAAACUUACGGUCUUCAAAUAAAAACAUCUUGAAGGUCCCAGGCCACAGAGAGGUUAGGCUGGCCUCAACUAGAGCUAGGGCUUUUUUGGCUGUGGCUCCGAUCUGGUGGAACGCUCUGUCACAAGAGACUAGGGCCCUGCGGGACUUGACAUUUUUCCGCAGGGCCUGCAAGACAGAACUGUUCCACCAGGCCUUUGGCCAGGGCACAGCCUGACUCCCUCCUUUGGCAAUCUUCGCGGAGCUCUGGCCCAAUGGUUGCCAUCGGUUAGAUUAGAAUUAAUUUUAUAAUGAAUGAUUUUAGAGUGUUGUGUUGUGUUGUACUGUUGUUAGCCACCCUGAGCCCGGCUUCGGCUGGGGAGGGCGGGAUAUAAAUAAAAUUAUUUAUUAUUAUUAUUAUUAUUAUUAUUAAUAUGGAGUAGGAUUUCAAUGACACAACGUCUCCUGCCAUCUUUCUUCUCCCUUCUCCUCAGGCGAAAAGCCAUAUAUCUGUGAGAUCUGUGGGAAGAGCUUCACCAGCCGGCCCAACAUGAAGCGCCACCGCCGGACGCACACGGGCGAGAAGCCCUACCCUUGCGACGUCUGCGGCCAGCGCUUCCGCUUCUCCAACAUGCUGAAGGCCCACAAGGAGAAGUGCUUCCGGGUGAGCAACCCCGUGGCCUCGGACCCCAACGGCAACAACGCCAUCGGCCUCGCCGCUCCCCAGGCCGCCGGCUCGCCUCAACUGACCACGGGCGUCCCACUGCAUGGUACACCACAUUCCCAUGCGCUCCCGUUGCCCCUCAUGCAUGUGCACGCACAGAGCAUCCCUCCUCCGCCGCUCUUGCCGCCGCCGCCGCCUCUCUUCCCAGGCAGCAGAGUGAACUUGAACAACUAGGCCCUCGCCCAGCUGUUGAGCGUGCGGGCGCAGAACCGGCCUUUAAUUCAGUAAGUGCCCAGCAGGUGUCAGUCACGAAUGUCGUGGGCAGCCGUUGGUUUGGGUUUUUCUUCUUCAACAGGGCCUGGUCUUUUGCCUCCAGCUUGAAGAGGUUGAGGUUCUCAACUCCGAGCAGGAGGACCAAGCCAUCUUUGCUGCUUGAGUUGCAUAGAAUUUGAAGGUCACGUUAUGCUUUCUUCACGCGUGGAAGGCUGUAGACCAAAUGCCGCUGCCGUCCAUUUUUGGGGGCUCUGAAGAUCUUGGGGUGUGCUAAAGGCUGUUCGACAGACCUUGUCGGUUUUAUUGGCUCGGAUGAGAGCAUUUUCUUUAGCUUAUCCUGCCAUGUAUGGUGGAGAGGAGAGGUUGAGCACAUAACAAGAGUCCUUUUGGAUUAGUCUAUCUAGUCUAGCACCAUGUUCUCACAGUGGCCAACCUAAGGUGAAGCCCCUGAGUAGCACUUUCUCCCCAUUAACACCAGUCCUGAGAGAUCUGCAUUGGCUCCCAGUACGUUACCGAGCACAAUUCAAAGUGUUGGUGCUGACCUUUAAAGCCCUAAAGGGCCUUGGUCCUGUAUACCUGAAGGAGCGUCUCCACCCCCAUCGUUCAGGCCGGACACUGAGGUCCAGCACCGAGGGCCUUCUGGUGGUUCCCUCAUUGCGAGAAGUGAGGUUACAGGGAACCAGACAGAGAGGGCCUUCUCGGUAGUGGCGCCCGCCCUGUGGAAUGCCCUCCCUUCAGAUGUGAAGGAAAUAAGUAGCUAUCUUAUCUUUAAAAGACAUCUGAAGGCAGCCCUGUUUAGGGAAGUUUUUAAUAUUUAGUGCUGUAUUGUUUUUAAUACUCGAUUGGGAGCCACCCAGAGUGGCUGGGGAAACCCAGCCAGAUGGGCGGGGUAUAAAUAACAAAUUAUUAUUAUUAUUAUUAUUUAUUAUUAUAUUUGCCAUUCCCAGCAACCACUUUGCAGAGGCAUAUAGCGUCCUUCCCUUGAAGUGUUUAUGUUUCCCUUGAACCUGUGGCCUUCUGGGUGUUGCUGGGCAAUCACCUUCCUUCACUCCUGACCCACUAUGGGCCAUCAGCACUUGCAGGGCCAGAAGGUUCCUUGUCCUCCACCUUGGAGCUUGGUUGGGGCUGAGAAGCUUUCAUGCAAGCCAACAAGCUUGGAAGAGAUCCAUUGCGGCUUCUCGUUUCUCUCUCUAAAGCAGCGGUUCUCAACUUGUGGGUCCCCAGAUGUUGUUGGACUACAACUCCCAUCAUCCCUGAGCUCUGGCCUUGCUAGCUAGGGGUGAUGGGAGUUGUAGUUCUCCCCCCCUCAAAAAUAUUUAUCAGUUUUCUCUUAUAACACAGAGACAAAAACACAAAAGAAAAACAUUACAUUUGACACAACAUAAAAACUUAACAACAAUAAAAACACACAAAAUAAAAGAAGAAAUUUUCCUUCUUAUACCCUGGUGUAUUUACAUUGCUACAAAGACUUCCUCGACACCCUCCCAAUCUGGAUUUCAUCAUAUCACAUAUUUGGCAGUUCCCAAUUUCAUAUUUAUAACAUCAAUAUCUUCUUUCAGUACAUACUUCUUAACCUUACUUCCAAUUGUAAUCCAUAAUAAUCUUUAUUAUUAAACUUUUUCUAUCCCUUAACUUAACCUAUUACUUCUAGGGAUUUCUUAAUUAUCUUAUAUUACAGUAUCUCACUAAAUAUUCUUUAAAUUUCUUCCAGUCUUCUUAUGUUUCCUCCUCUUUCUGGUCGCGGAUUCUUCCAGUCAGGUCAUCCAGCUCCGAUAAGUCCACCAUCUUCAUCUGCCAUUCAUCUAUUGUCGGUAUUUCUUGCAGUUUCCAAUUUUUGGCUAAUGAAAGUCUUCCUGCUGUAGUGGCAUACAAAAAGAGUCUAACACCCUUCUUGGGCAAUUCUGGUCCUGUCAUUCCAAGUAGAAAGGCUUCUGGUUUCUUAAUAAAUGUAUUUUUCAACAUUUUUUCUUAAUUCAUUAUAAAUCUUUCCCCAGAAGUCUUUCACCUUGGGAGGUGAACAAAGAAAGAGAUGGGAGUUGUAGUUCAACAACAUCUGGGGAUCUACAGGUUGAGAAAGGCUGCUCUAAAGGAAUAGGGAAAAGUGAAACCUUCUCUCGCAGUUGAGCUGCAGGGAAACAGCAAGCCCAGGGUGUGGUUGAUGCCAUGAUUUGUGGAAGUGGCUGGAUGUUGUGUCUCCCAGAGGCCAGCUUUCCAUUCCUUAAGAGCCCAGGAAGCUGCCUUCAUACCAAAACAAGACCUGUGUCCAUCUAGUUCAAUAUUGUCUACACUGAAUGGUAGCAGCUCCCUAGAAUUUCAGGAGGGGGGUUUCUCCCAGCCCGACCAGAAGAUGACUUGGGGGAUUGACCUGGGACCUUCUGGUUGCAAAGUAAAUACUCUAACCAUUGAGCCUACAGCCCUUCCUCCCCUUCCUCCAUCUUUCGGUAUCAGCACGACUUGUGACUUCUCAUUCUCUGUCGCUCGGGGGACCCGUUCGUCCCUGCACAAUGGGAAAGACGAGGCUGAACCUCGUUGGUGGUCCGUGAAAUUGCACCAGAGGAGAAGAGUCCAUCUCUUGAUUUUCGUCUUGGUGUACAGAUCCCCUCUCACCCUUGAUGGUUUGCAUGGCUUUAAGACAAGCAGGCUCUACGGAAGAGUCUUUGUGUACCCAAGAAAUGGAAAUAAGGGCAUAGGCGCUUGAUCUACAGCCUUCUGUUAAUUCCAGUAAUUUGUCAGUGGGCUAAUGCACUAAGCAAACUCCGUUAGGGUCGUACCUGCCUACUUUCUCCUCUGCCAAAUGCUUCUGAGCUGGCCUGGGCAAGGAUCUCUGGCCUCUUUUUUUUGUAACAUAAAUAAUUUAUUAUUUUAACCUUUUUGCACUUUAUUAAUCCAUCAUAGUAACUCUUCCUCGUUUGGGUGCUGGGAAGGUAUUCCGGACUCUGUUGCGGGCUAAUGAAAUCAGCAGGCCAGUUCGCUCACCUGCCACUGCCAAGCCGGUUCUGUUCAUUUCAAAGACAAGACGCCUCAUUCAAGCCCUACGGAAAACAGGCAGAACUUGAACAGCUGCAGCGCAUAGGUGGAUUUGCCCCAUCGGCAUGCAAAAAAACAACAACACAACCCCACAUGCGCACGGACAGGUCCGUGUGCAAUGGGCGACUUGCGAGUCUCUUUGGGUAUUCAGUUCGGCAAUUUCUCUUCCUUUGCCUGAAACUUCACGGCUCCUCUUCAGCUAAGACGCCCAGACCACUUUGCCUCUCUACGUAUUUGGGGUUUUUUUCUGUGUGUAUAUGUGUGUGUCUUUAGUGUGAACUGAAGCAGGGCUGGUCCCUGGAACAACAGCCAUAACAAACGGACAGGAAAAGAUGCGGCGAGAAAGUUGUGGCUUGGGCGGGUGGGGGAAAAGGUCGAGAUGGUGCAAUAAUUGCUAGGUGUGUCGGGACGAAACGCCGCGGCGCCGAACCCUUUGGGAAGAAGACGUCGCGGGCCUCUUCGUGAGAGAGGCUUCCCGGUUUGACUGUCCGUGGCAACCUCUUCCAGAGACUUUACAGAGUGAUGGCUAGCGUCGGGGAGAGGGGGUGUCUUUCCUGCACCCUUCAAAAUAACCCCAACAACCUCGUGUUACUUUGGAGAAAGAGAAAAAGGCAACGUACCAUGACUCCACAUGCCUCAAAGGUAGUAUUCUGAACGCGUUGCUUUCUACAGCGUUUGAAACCCGUUGCCCGAAUAUGCCAAGAACGAAGAGAAACUAAAAAGACGCGUGUAUCGGGAACUCUCUCUUUUAGCGUUACAAACAAAAAAAUAUUUACAAUGAAGCACUUUAUUCUAUAUAGAUCUGGGGUGGGUGGGGUUGGGGGGUGGGGAGGAGGAUGAUCUGAGUUCUGAAAACAUUGGUUUAAAAAAAGAAAAGAAGCGGCAUCAGAAAUGUUCUGCAAAAUAUAUUGCAAACUUUACGUUUUAACAGUCGUGUGAAUAACCUGCUUAUGCUUUUACUUUCUAACUUGCAAGGGAAGCAGCACUCUGUGGUCAAUGAUCGCAGCCACUUCUUGCGUUUCUCCUGUUUCUCCUCAAAUUGAAGGGUGCUGGGAGGGGAGGGGGCGGACGACAGAGCAGCUUUGGCAACGUUGGCCAGUGGUGUUUAGUUCCCGUUGGGUCUGGCAGGGCGGAAGGUGGGGAGCCCACCAGUAGGUGGCGCCAGAGCCAGCAGCAGGCAGAGCAAAUUCUCACUAGGCGGCCAUCUUGUCCCACCCUGCUGAGUUGUAUGAGGGCAAAACUGAGCCUAAAAAGGAGGAGGCAGGGCCAUUCUCCCCACAAACACCUCUUUUGGCCACGUAAUGCUAGUCUGUGCAUGCAGGGAAGGCGCUAUUGGCUGCAAAGGAUCUGUGUGUGUUAGGGGCAAGCUUAAUCGUUCCCCGGGGGAGGGGGAGAAUAGGUAGGGGGAGCGUCCCCAAUUUUCUCCCCUUAAAAUCAAACCACCUGCAUGUGCAGCACCGUCAGCCCAUAAGGGUGUUCUCUGAGGUAACAUGGAGCAUUGUUCCAGAAGCUUCCAGAGAGUUGUGUUGAAUUUGUGGCUGUAACCCCCAGAGAGGAGGACCCCUGCAAGUGCCAGGGACCAUUCCUGGUAUGCCAGGCUGCUUCCCACCCCACCCCAAAUUAUCCAGAAGCGAGUCCUUCUCCAAAUAAACCAGGAGACCCCACCCACCCAAAUUUUCGGGUUUCACUGUUGCCAUAAAAAUGACUCCCGUUGCCCUUAUGCAAGCUAUUCCUUCUCGGCUUCAGGCCUCUCAUUCCCUCCCCUCUCAAUAAUCAUACUGACCUUGCAGAGUUGUUGAAAGGUUUGCAAGCUAGGGGAAGCUGAGCGUUUCGGACCGCGUUUCAGAGCUGCCAUCCCACAUCUCUGGGAAGACACUUUCAACCUUUCCUUGGUUGGUUGGUUGGUGGGUGGGUGGGUGAGUUUGUUUCCAUCACUAUAGUUCACCCCACAUUUAUCACUUGUGGGGAGAUGCCAGCCUGCAGGCCAGUCUCGGCCAGCCAGGGUUUCAGUUUGGUCCGUGAGGUAGUCCGCAUGAAACCAUAUCAACUUGGCCAUCAGAUGACGUUACCUCAGUGGGCAGUUGACGUCAGAUGGCGGGUGGGUUGGGCAGGUGCUGUCAGUCCCUGCAGGCUUCAGCUGAUAUGUAAGCAUGGGUUCAAUCCUAGGGAACUGCCCUCUGCAAUCGCUCCCUGCAGAAUAUCUCAUCAGCGGCUGAGCAGCAAGUUCAUUCCUGCUUGGGUGCUAUCUCCCCACAUCCCUGUGGACCAUUGGGCAGGUCUGUGGGACCAGCCAAUCACUGCAACAUCAUCCAACCAAAAUCCAGGUGUUCCCACCCACCUGUUGAAAGUUGGCCCAUGGUGGCUUGGGAGAAUAAAGAGCUGGCCUGUUCUAUAUAAGGCAAACACAUUGCUGGGAAAAGUGGCAUAUCGCAGGUUGGAAGAUCCAACGCCUGGACAUCUUAAGCUGUGGUUCUGCAGGAGUAUCCACGAGAUCCUUAGCUUUUCAAACGCGCUGCUCCAAAAACAAGCCAGGCACACAGAGACCUGCCUUGUUGCUGCUUGGGUUACCUGCCCAGAGCCCAGAAUUGCUUAGGCUAGGGGUGUGAGAUGCCUGUUUCUUCCUCCAGGUACAGUAGGACUGCAACUCCCAUCAUCUCUUGCCACGGGCCAUGCUGGCUGGGGAUGAUGGGAGCUGGAGUUCAACCGAACCUGGAAGGGCCACUGAUUCCUCAACCCUACUCUGCCUUGACUGGGAGCAGCUUUUGCAGGGUCCUGGGUAGGUCUCCUGCUAACCAGUGGUCCUUGAAACUUGGCGUGCCGUUGGGGGUUGAACCCAGCAUCUUCUAAGCCCAAGCAGAUGUUCUGUCACUGAGCUAUGGCCCGUCCCCUCUCUACAUCCCCUGUGUGGAUAUUCUUGCAAGAGUGCAGGUAGCAUCUGCUGGAAGCCUCCAAAACCGGGGAUAUGACUGAAUAGGACCUUUUUGGCGGCGAGGCAGGAUCCCUACUGAGUGUGCCUGUGUGAUGCUUGCGUUUCAGAGAAUCAUAGAAUUGUCGAGUGGGAAGGGACCCCAAGGGUCAUCCAGUCCAACCCCCUGCGAUGCAGAAAUCUCAACAUGCAGUCUCCCAUUCCCCACCCCUCAUUCCAGUUCAGGUGCCUGCCUAACUAUUGUGUGAAUCUGGAAAGGGGAAGGAGAGUUUCUGCACCCUUUCUAGGCUCCUGUGAAUGAAUGGAUGAUUGUGUACAGGAUGCCGGUGUGCCCUUUUCUCCUCCUGAUUUAGGGAGGCUGGACACUUGGGCAAAGCUGCAUGCAACACUCUUUUUAUCCCUGGCAUACCAAAAGGACGUGUGUUAUCACAAAGAACGUCGGAAGAACAGUUCAGGGAGUCAGGCAUGUUUAGCCUGGAAGAGAGGAGAUGAGAUAAAGGUAAAGGGACCCCUGACCAUUAGGUCCAGUCGUGGCCGACUCUGGUGUUGCGGCGCUCAUCUUGCUUUACUGGCCGAGGGAGCCAGCAUACAGCUUCCGGGUCAUGUGGCCAGCAUGACUAAGCCGCUUCUGGCGAACCAGAGCAGCACACAGAAACGCCGUUUACCUUCCCACCGGAGCGGUGCCUAUUUAUCUACUUGCACUUUGAGGUGCUUUUGAACUUCUAGGUGGGCAGGAGCAGGGACCGAGCAAUGGGAGAUCACCCCGUUGCGGGGAUUCGAACCGCUGACCUGAUUGGCAAGUCCUAGGCUCUGUGGUUUAACCCACAGUGCCACCCGCGUCCCUAGGACAUGAGAUAGCCAUCUUCAAAUAUAUCAAGGGCUAUGGAAGAGAGAACGAGCUUGUUUUCUCCUGCUCCAGAGGGUAGGACUCAAACCAAGGGCUUCAAGCGACGAGAAAGGAGAUUCCAGCUAAACUUCAGACCUGCCUUUCUGGCAGUGAGAGCUGUUUGACAGCGGACUCCCACGAGAGGGGGUGGACUCUCCUUCCUCGGAGGUUUUUAAGCAGAGGUUAGGUGGCCUUCUGUUAUGGAUGCUCUAGUUGAGAUUCCUGCAUUUUUAAGGGGUUGGGCCCCUCCCAACUCUAUGAAGAGUCCUGUUGGAUCAGGUCAAAGGCCCACCUAAUCUAGUCCAGUUUCCUGUUCCCACGGUGGCCAACAAGACGCUUGCCCAAAGCUUCCAAGCAGGACCCGAUCGCAACACCUCUCUCGCGCAUUGUGAUUUCCAACAGCCUCCAUUCAGAGACCUCUGGCAGUGUUGGCAGAGCAUAGCUGCCAUGUCUAGUAGCUCUCAGUAGCCCUUUCCUCCAUCAGUUUGCCCAAUCCUCCUUCAAAGCCAUCUAAGGCCAUUAUUGCCGCUUGUGGGAGUGAAGCCCCUAGUCCAGGGGUGGCCAACUCCCAAGAGACUGUGAUCUACAGUGGUACCUCGGCUUACAGACGCUUCAGGUUACAGAUGCUUCAGGUUACAGACUCCGCUAACCCAAAAAUAGUACCUCGGGUUAAGAACUUUGCUUCAGGAUGAGAACAGAAAUUGUGCGGUGGUGGCGGGAGGCCCCAUUAGCUAAAGUGGAGCUUCAGGUUAAGAACAGUUUCAGGUUAAGAAUGGACCUCCAGAACGAAUUAAGUUCUUAACCCAAGGUACCACUGUAGAGGAAGGAGUGACCUGUUCACGUUCAGCUCGUGGGCUUCCCAGGGGUGCAGCCAUAGCCCCAGGAACAUGAUUUUGAGGUGGUGCAAACCAAGCACGGAUCCCUGUCCAGUGAUCUACUGAUCUUCCAAUAGGUCACUGUCUACCUGUUGGACAUGCCUGUCCUAGUCUAAUAACCUCUGUGUAGGGUGAAGAAGCACUUUGUCUCUCCUGAAUCCUGACCGCAGCGUUAGGAAGAGAGCAUGCUAGGAAUUCCUGCCCCGGGAGAUGCAAACGGAGGUUUUCUUGCAUGACCCUCUCCACGCCCUCUGUCUGCGUUCUGACAACAGCCCUGUGACGUUGGCCAAUUUAAAAAUGGAGAGUUGAGGAGGCAGUGAGUGAGAAAGAGUGGCUUGGCUACCCUGCGUCUAAUAAAGCUGAUUGUGAAACGUGAAGCCAGUUCACAACUCGGGUGUUUGACUACUUUGUGAUUACACCAGUCAACAAAAGUUUGAAGGAAAGAUCAGAAGCAAAUGCCCAGGCUUCCUAUGAAUAGAUUAUUUGAGGCUUCGUAGAGCAGCUUGCUAGAUAGAAGCUAAGCCAUUUCUACAGGGGUUUGGGGAGACCAGGCUGGCCCCAUCUCUCCUGCAACAUUACAGAAAAGACAGGUGAGUGUGAGUACAGAACAUCCUUCAGAACUUGGGCUGAUUACAAAAUUGAGCCUGGGUUUUUUCCCCCUGGCAUAUCGUACCAGCCUGCUAACUUUCUUAAGGUUUCACUAUGAAAAGCUCCUUGGUAACAGCUCCUUUAUUACGACAGACUCCUUGUUAACAAUGUCGUCUUCUUCUUCUUUUAGGGAAUUGGAAAUGAGCGUUGAGGGUCUCUGAUCUGUCAUUUGAACCAUAAAACAUUCCUAAUGCUUUUUUUUUUAAUUAAAAAGUAUAUAUACAUAUAUUAUUUAGGCCCUGCUUCUUCCAAUUAAUAUCAAACACUCAACGGACAGUGGGACCUUGCUUAAUCUAAACAAAAUGUUCUGUUUUGUUGAGGGACAUUUUUUGAGGGGGGUGGGGAGGAAUUGGAGAGCUGUUUCCAAAUCUUACACCAAAAUAAAACGGAACUUUCUUGAUCUGAGUGCGCGUGCCGUUCUUUUUCCAGGAGGAAAAUCUCUUGUGUGUCUAGUUAUUUGUGAGCCUCAGUGUCUAUUGUUGAGAUGUUCAGGGGAAAGUUGGGAAUAUAAGACGGAACAAGCGAUUUGAGUCUGAGGUUACUGGAACACAC